Molecule: messenger RNA, 74531 nt
Organism: Pelobates cultripes (western spadefoot toad)
Lineage: Eukaryota; Metazoa; Chordata; Amphibia; Anura; Pelobatidae
Source: the annotation of a GenBank genome assembly
AAUGCUUGCCUUGCUAAGAAUCAUCUUACACGCAUUGUUCCAAAUCAGGCUUAGAGCUCAGAGAAAGAAGAUGGCAUGAGAACAAUUUCUCCUUCCGUCCCCUGAAGGAGAAAGACCCAGGGGAUUCCUGGAUCUCCCUGGGUUUUUGAAUUUUUCACCCCUACCUAAUUGUAAUUUUCUGUUUCAGUUGGAUUCAGAGGCAUUUCCUGGUUAAAGUGCAGUGUGAUUUCCAUUGAGUUGAAGGAACAAUUCUCAUCAUGAGUGGGUUGUCGGAGGAGGCAGUGGAGAAAUUUCUGGAUACAAAUCCUGUCUUUGCUAAAGAAUACUAUGACCUUAAAUUCAGGCCUGGGAUCAUAUCUGACCUCCUCAGCACCAACAAGACAAAUGUUGAUUUCUCCCAUUAUCACUCUAUGUCCAGUGUGGAGGAGAGUGAGAUUGUGUUUGACCUCAUUAGGGGCUUUCAGGAAAACCUCAAUGCUGAAAGAUGUGUCUUCAGUGUACUCAAGAAGUUGUCUUUUAUUAUCCAGGCAGACCGUAUGAGUCUCUUCAUGUAUCGCAUGAGGAAUGGUACUGCUGAACUUGCCACCAGACUUUUUAAUGUUAACAAAGAUUCCACCUUGGAGGACUGUUUGGUAUCCCCAGAUUGUGAGAUUGUGUUUCCUUUAGAUACUGGAGUUCUUGGAUUUGUGGCACAGUCUAAGAAAAUAGUCAAUGUUUCAGAUGUUGCACAGGUGAGUAAAAUGUGCAAAUUUAUUCUACAGAAUAAAUGAGUAGGACAUUACCUGUUUUUUUUGUUUGUUUGUUUGUAUGUUUUUUUUUCCAAUUGCUCCUAUAUGGCUUUAUACGGACAAUUUGGUUUAUGUAGCUGUAUGAAUUGUAUUUAUUUCAGCAGGCACAGCAGAUGCACUCAUAUUUUUGUGCACGUGUUGAAGCAGGCCAUGUACAGUACACAUCAAUAUCUAAUCCAGGAUUAUAUCUGGCCUUCCAAAAGCUGUUGUACCUCAAGAAGAUAAGCUACCACUGAGAGCUCUGAGUUACCUCAGUGUGAAUGUGAAUUAUUGCAGAAACCCUUAUUAGCUUUGCUGUGCCAUAUCUACAUUAUUUCUCUGUACAGUAGCCAAUUAUUGCCAGACAUGUAAUGCCAUGAGACCGCUUCAGUGAAUGCUAUUUACCUUGCAAAAAUAAAGCUUUGAAGAGUUUAAUACAAUAGAGAUGAAUAGAGGUGAUGAUUCUGAAGGAUAAGCUUUUAAUAGCCUAUUCAAUUUUCGAGGUGAAAACAAAGCAGAGAAAAAGAAUGUUUUACUGUCAUGGUAUACUGACACAAAUCCAUAUUGCAGAUGUUUGGAUUACUAUUGUAUCAAUGCACCUUUUAUGUGAACUCUUUAUUUGUAAGGUUUAUAGAUCAUCAAGUUGAAUACAUGGACUGCCAAUAUGUAGUGAUCCAUUGUAUAUUGCGUGCAUGGUAAUCAAAAUGCAUGUACUCCAGCAUAUGGGGCAGAUCUAAAAAAGAUGCAUGUCAGUGUGCCCAAAAUGGCCAGAGUCACCCUGUUAUGCUUGGACCUUAUGCAGACAUGUAAUUCUGUCAGCCUGCCAAAAAGGGGUGGCUAAAUGCAGCAGAACCACUUUCAAAUGGGCACAAAUGACCUCUAAUGACCUUGUCCAGCUGCGGCAUCUUUAGUUGUAUACGUGCACUAUGCCACUUGGGACCUUUCUCUAUUGCCAAAAGUGAUGUUCAUUUGGGAAAGCCAGUAUGGUAGUACAGGGUACUCAAAUAUGGAUUGUCCUAACAAACCCAUGGCUCUUACCUAUAAAUUAUUCUAACUCUUACUAUUAUUGGUACAUUAUCUGAAACAGUCCUUAACCCACUUCAUGUUUUAUAGUUUAUACAAGUUAAUCUUAGAGUUUCGUUUUUUGAGAAUAUAUUAUUAAAGGUACAUUUCAAUCAUACUCUAUUGUAAUCUAGCUAGAAAUAAACAUCACACUUUUUGAUCAGGAAAUAAUGUUUAAUGGGCACUGCAGAGUGGAUAACUGUUUUAAUGGGUAUAACAAAGUAAGAAUGUACGUAAAAAAAAAUACUCUCCUUUAAAUGUCUCUAUUUUAAUACAAGUUAAUAGUGUGUUAUUUUUAUUGAAAUUAUGAUUGGGAAUUCUCACACGUGAUUAUAUUACCAUCUGCUUUAAUGAGCUUGGUCCAUAGGUUCAUGGUAUAAUGUACAGUUGUACGUUUCCUCAUGACUUCCUCUUGAACAUGAGAGACAAUGGGGUGGGGCUAAAGCAUAUUUUUGAAUUUAAAAAAAAGCAUUGUUGCAAUAAGAAAAAGAAGAUAAUUUAUUUGUAUGUCUCUCGCUCACAUGCAUUCUUGCACAAUGUGUGCUUCAAUUGUCCUGUCAAGACAAUUUUACCAGAUGCAUAUAUUAAAGUGUGUAACCUCACGACUGUAAAACUGUGUAUUAAGAUAAGGAUUACUGGAGAUACUAGCCAUAUUCCUUCAUACAUUUAAGGAAUAUUUCCUUAAAUACUUUUCUGUGGUCAUAAACAAAUAGAUAACAUAAAUAUUAAAAACAAGGUUUUGAUAAACAUAGGACUAAAAAAUGGUUUAGAUGCAGGGCAGUUGUCUUCAUUUUUGUGAAGAAUCCCUACUGUUUAAAGGAUGAGGGGUUAUCUAUUGAUAGUGACAUACACCUCACACACAUUGACACCCACAUACAUACAGACACUGAAUAUACAAACACUCACCUGCACUCAAACACAUAUUGGCAAUACAAAUGCAUGCACACACUAAUUCUAUACACAAAUACUAAUCUAGGCCUUAAACUUCUGGCAAUCCCAAAUUAACUCUUGUUACAGACACCGCAAUAAAGUUGACACUUUCCUAAAAUACAUGUCUAACUCUCUCAUGACUAUGAGCAGUGUAUGUUCAUAGAGACAUGUUUUAAAGGAUCGUUAUAGGGUCAGGAACACAAACAUGUAUUCCUGACCCUAUAGCGUCAAAACCACCAUCUAGCCCCCCUGGGCCCCUCAUGCCUCCAUAAAUAUAGCAAAAUCUUACUGUAUUCAAGCCUGAAGCUGUAGAUCUGCAUGCUGUUUGCCUCAGAAAAACAAGCUGUCAGCAGAAGUGGUAGCCUGAUCCAAUCACAAUGCUUCCCCAUAGGAUUGGCUGAGACUGACAAAGAGACAGAUCAGGGGCAGAGCCAGCAUGAUUCAAACACAGCCCUGGCCAAUGAGCAUCUCCUCAUAGAGAUGAAUUGAAUCAAUGAAUCUCUAUGAGGAAAGUUCAGUGUCUGCAUUCAGAGGGAGGAGACACUGAAUGUUUGGAUGCAUUUUACGCACCCAUGACCCAGGAAGGAUCUGUAACAGCUAUCUGAGGAGUGGCCAGUGAAGUUAUCACUAAGCUGUAAUGUAAACACUGCAUUUUCUCUGAAAAGACAGUGUUUACAGCAAAAAGCCUGAAGGUAAUGAUUCUACUCACCAAAACAAAUUCAAUAAGCUGUAGUUGUUCUGGUGACUACGGUGUCCUUUCAACUGCUUCCCAUACUGGGCCACUUAUAAAGUUAAGUCAUCUCUAAGAGGAAAGUAGUGUAUGAUGCUGACAAACAAUGUAAGAAUAUCUUUACAAUCCUGAAUAUCUCACUAUUUUAAAAUGCUUUUACAAAGUCCCAUGUGUUUUUAUUCUCUGAUGAGUCCCUGAUAAAUAUUGCACAUCAAUAAAACAUUCAUUCAAAAAAAUGAAUAAAUGGAAAAAAAUGUAUAGUUAUUCCAUCCUAUUAAAGGAACACUUUAGUGUUACGUAUGCAAAGAUGUAUUCCUAAUACUAACGUGUUCCUCUGCCCACCCACCGGCGAUGUAAAGGGUUAACCCUUUAUUCAUUUACCUGAUGCCAGCAGCAUUAGGCCUACCCCAUAGGAAAACAUUGCCUCAGUGCCUUCCAACUAGAUGUUUUCAUGCAGAGCGUGAGGACGUUCAGAGUCAUUUCAAUCUCCAGGAAGCACCUCUAGUAUUUUUAUUUUUUAUUACUGGCAUUUAUAAAACGCCAACAUAUUCCGCAGCGCUGUACAAUUAGAGAAGCCACUAGAGCCAGUCUUAGUUUUACAUUGCAGGACUAAGGGGGUCAGGGUCACUGCAACCAGACAACUUCAAUGAGAUGAAGUGGUCUGGGUGCCUAUAGUGUCGAAAGCUAUGUUUUAAAUCACUGUUUAGUAGAUAUACCCCCAAUGAAAACAUGCAUGUAUUUAAUUAUGUAUAUUUUAUAACAAGUAACUUUAGUUCGGGAGUUUGUUAGGUUUCUGAACCAUACAGGGAAAUCCCACGAACCAAGUCUUUUAACAGGUCUUUUGCAGGGCCCAUAGUCUUUGGGCAGGAGGCGAGCCAGCAGGCCCCUCCAGGAACACGUGGCAGAGGUAUCUCUGCCGCAGUAUGAAUGUAUAUCGAAUUUCUGCAGUGAAAGUAGUCAUUCUUGUUUGAUCAGCAGACCUAUAGGUCUUUUAGAUACAAUUUGCCCUUACAUAUCCAGCUUUAAGACAAACAGAUGUCUACUUUGAAAUUAGACAGUAGUAGGAUAAGUAUGUUCUAAACAGGUUUCCUCUCAACAAUCUUAGAGCAUAUUAUAAAAAAUUAUAAUAAGGUGUCUAUCAUCACUGGAUCCACUCCCCUUCCCAAUGCAUUUUAACUCCAAACAAGUAUUUGUUUUGUCACAACAAAUGCCAGUUAGUCUUUUAAAUAUUAGAAGUUAUCCUUGAUUUUCUAAAUUGUUUUUUUUUCAGCCCAACAAUUUUACGCUUAGCCUUUUCACACCUAAAAUGUAUGUCCUAUUAAUUUUUUCAACAGCCACAAAUUCAAGGGUGCCUUUUACAAAACUCUCAAGUCCUUUCUUAGUUUCACAUUUUAUUUUAUAGAGGCAAAACUAAUGUUCCAUGAUCUGUAACUGUAAAAUACUGAAAUGUAUGUAUGGUUAGCAGAAUCAAAUAGGAACUUUACUCAAUCAAAGCAAAACAGGGAGAAUAAUGCUUCUAAUAUCUUUUAUUGUAACAGGUGGUAUAAAUAGGUCUUGAUUAUUGCUAGGUAAAGUUGUUAGCUUAGUUUAAAAGCAUUCCCACAUUACACACAGGUCACUUAAAGCGGGUGAAAGGUACAAGAAAGAAGACACAUGUUGUGCCAUGUGUUCCAUGGUAUGGCACAUGUGGUGAUCUGUCAUCCUUGCCCUCAAUUUAUUGCUCUACCUGUAGUCUGUGCUAAUUUUGAUUGUUCCUGAUCUGGCUGAUAAAAAGAAAACACAUGAAAAGUAAAUAUAUGUCUGUACACACAUUUUUACCUAUAGUGUAUUGGAAUUUUAAGCCUUAUAUUUCGAAUGUGUAUAAAGAAAAAAAAUAGAUGGCAAUUUCAAUAAAUAUUUAAGACAUGAUUGCUUGUUUUAUUAAAUAUAUUUUAUGAUUAACUGAUCAAUACAUUUUCAUCCUUUUAUUGAAAAAAAACUUAGGCAUGUGCACAACCUAAUCUUACACAUACUUAUAGAUUUAAUUUCUAAACGUUAAAUGAAUCAAACUCAAACACUUCUAAAUAUGGAUAUAUGAGAAACAUUUGAUCUUGACAACCUUGUAUUUAAUAUUUCUAAAAGAAACAACAGACACGUAAUAGGAAUUGGAAAAAACAUUGUGGUUUUAAUCAAUGAAUCCCAUGUUGGCAAGGUUAUACAUGUAUAUGAGCAUUCUUGACGGGCUGAUUCAAAAUACAUUAUCCCCUUUAGUCUUCACCAUACUUAUUAUACCUGCCAUGUUUUUUUCUUGGUUUUAGUGUGUUUAAGGUUUCAAGAUACCAGUGUGAUACUAGUAGAUCAAUUUACCCUAGUGGUCCACAAAUCUGUUGAUCUUACUGCAGAUUUAUUGAAAUGUUGACAUUGUCUAACUUGCUCAUGGUAGCAGUUAAUGAACUGCUAAUGGAAAGGAUGACUUUUAUACUAAUGCUCUUGGUUUCUUUAAAAUAUAUCUGUUCAUGUAUACAGUAAAUGUUGAUUUCUGUGAACUUAAUUAUUGAGCUUUACAUCUUCAAUAUUGGUGACCAAUGUUGUUCCUAAAAUAUGAAUUUUAUAACUUGCAGUAAAUGGUGAAAUAAUGUUUAUAAUUUUAACUUCUCAUUCUGCUACAUACUGUACACUGUUACAUUUUUGUAGAAUUAUGUGCAGUUUGUUGUUGACAUGAGAGCAGGUCCAAUGAGAAGAAUGUUGUUGAGUGAACAUGACUCUACUCUACUAGCAUUUGUCACCUGACCUGUGUAUUGGAGUUGGUACACAAAUUCCACACAAUGUUUUGCCUUACCCUUGUUAGUUUUCCUGGUGCAUGGUGUGUAGAUGAUGCAUAUCUAGAACAAGAAUGAACUAUUUUGUUAAGUAACCAUUUUGGGAUGUAGAACUGAAAAGAGAUUGCUGAUUUUGCUUAUUUAUUUUUUAUUUUAACAUUUUUGUUUUGCCCCAGCUCCCUGAAUUCUUUAUCUUGAUUACAAGCAGGUUUUAGUUUUUUUGUUUAUAGGCUUUUUUUUUGUUAAUUUUUUAACACGUGCACAUGGAUCUGGGACAGUGUACUCCAUAAGAAGUCAUCGGAAGAGAGAAAAUUAACAUUAACUUGGCAUACCCUUGACCAAUUCUCUUAUUUUGUGAUCCAUAAUCUGAAAAAUAUAAACUCAAAUACAAUUAUUUUAAUGUGACAUCGGUUUUAUGUUGAAAAACAUUUUCAUGGAAAACAGCGUCAAAACCAGAACAAACACACAACAUUUCAAAAUGCACUCUCUGGUAACAGAGAUCAUGACAGGCCAAAGAAGAGUGGUCAGAGGGGCCCUAAAUAGCCCCAGAUAUGUUCCUUUAGGAAUGUGUCAAUUAUGACACUAAUAGGUAUGCGACCAAUGUCGCUGAAAUUAUGCAGACCAGUGUGGUAUUAAAACAUGGUGUGAGCAUCAAGGUGUAUGUAAGGUGGAAAACAUUUAAAUGGUCAUCAAAAAAAUAUGGCAGAAUGAUGUCAACAUGGGUACGGUGGCAUUCAGAAGGCACAGGGGCUAUCACACACCUAUUUCACCUGAUCACACUUAGAGUUUAACUGCCAAAAAGUAGAGGAAACCUUAUUUCAAGUCAAAGUGGAAGACUGAUAGAUACUUUUCCCAAAAGACUUAAUGCUGUUAGUACAAAUGUUCUUAUUGGAUUGCUGCACAUUUGGCCGACUACUAAUGUCCCUUCACACGGUUAGGAGGUCCGUCGAGAUGGUAUGGAGGUAAGGAGGUAUCAGGUGAAUCCGGGGCUGCGCGCUCAGGAUGUAGAAUCCCUUCUAUGGCCCUGACCGUGUGAAGGGACAUUAGGACAUGUAGUCGGCCAAAGGUGCAGAAAUCCAAUAAGAAUUGAUCUUGGACCUUCAUACAGGAGUUUAUUCUACUGAAGAACUGCAUGUUAAAUCAGAGUUUCUUUCUUUAUUUCUACCACAGAAUGGGUGAGACAGGUUCCUAAGACCUAUCAGUGACUUAUAUCUAUUGCUUUUUUGUGUGUAUAUACACUUUUUUCUGUUUGUUAUACACAAUUUUAUCACAUGACAGGAGGUUUCGUAUUUUGCAUAAGCUUUCUUUACUAACUCCAUAGCAGCAAAGAAAAGAGUGACAUAACUGAGAACCAAUCACAAUGUAGUAUAGAGUAUAAGAGGUGUAACGUAUGACAUCAUUUCCUCUUUCUUUGCUGCUCCAUCACAAGAUAAGUACAGACUUGUUUUUUUCCUCUCUGUCCUUACACUAUUUGUCAUCUAUUUCUAAGAACUAUUGUCUCCUAUUUACUAUUACUAUUACAUUUAUUACAUUAUGUUGCUUUAAGUGUUUUCUGUGUUUUGUUACCUUUGGGGGCUUCCCCCCCACCCCUCUGGCUCUGGGACCUUUUCCACUGCUUUUACUAGCCUACCCUUUUCAGGGAGUCUUAACGGCAUUCUCGCCGUUUUCAGCUAUACUUCCCAGUGUCAGAUAAAUUUGCGGGUUUCUUUCCCGCCUUCGCACGCAGUGUCAUUCGCACCUCUUUUUCGCAAACGGCACUUUCUGUUUGCAUAGACUUGUUCCCUUUGACGAACGCCUAACGUUCGGCAAUUCCCACGAACACCUCAUAUUAGGCGCUUGCGUUCGUGCGUAUUAGCCGAACGCUUGCGUUUGGCGGAUUCGUACGCUCGAACGCCCGCCGUUCGGUUAAUUUUUUUGCCACCCUAACAUCUAGGGGAGGUACUAAACCUCCCAUUUCUUACUGCUUUCAGUCCGGCGGCCAUUUUAAACGGCUACUACUAUCCUGCUUACUACUCCAGCCUAUUAUUACUUCCAGAUACUCUGGAAUACUCUCCUGAACUCUGCAGCCUUAUCAGCUCACUGUGGGACCAGUAUCAGGUUAGUGCUUUGCACUUGGGGUCGGUUUCAGUCAGUGGGAAUACCCUUAUUCUGGCAGGGGUGAGCCCCUUUUCAUGUGCUGCUGAACAGACCUGUCUAUGCAGGAUUCCAAAUUCCUGGGUGAGCCCCAGUGACAGCCCUCGCUUGACCUACCAGUCACAUAACGCUUUCAGGUUAACCAUUACCUAUUUUACACCACCCCCUGGUCCCCAGGCCUCCCCAUUUUGUGCCACAAGUACCACAAGUGCCCUCACGCUUAUUCACCGGGUGAGCCCCAUGUGUGAUUAACAACAUGGAAGAAUCCCAAAAUCCCUCAGAUCUCCAGGCCAUGAUUGCAGCAGCGGUAGCUGCGUCCAUGGAAAAGGCUUUGGCUAAGUCGUUCCAAUUGGAACAAGACGCAUCUAAGCCCAUUCCCAAACGGGCUCAUUAUGGGGCAGAUUCGGAAGACUCCGAUUCCUCCAGGGAACGCUCCCACCCCCCUAAGCGCCAUUGGAAAGGCGAGGCUAUGGGACCACGUAAAUCCAAAGGAAAGGCCCCUGCUAAACGCAGACGAGACACAAGCAAAUCAUCCCAAAAACCCGCUCAGGCUUCCUCUGGGGAAGAGGACGCAGGUCCAUCACACGCUCUAGCCGUGGUUGACGAAUGGCAGGCGGCUGCCUCCGCCCAGGAGGAAUCCGACUACUCCGCUGCCAAGUCUGACCCUUACUCUAUAGGGGAUCAGACCCUGGGUGAGCCCCAGGACUCCAGGGCCACAACCCUAGACACCCCACAAGAGGGUUCAGAAAUAUUUUUGGACAACUCUGGCCUCCGAAUGUUCGAUCCUAGGAACAUUCGCCAUCCCCGUUCGGAAGAAUGGACGCCACCCGAACACUUGACCAGAUUCAUGCACUUCUGGCUCCGGAAGUCUCUGGACAAAGAAGUGAGAAAGCGUAUGAGAUCUGAAUGUCCUCGCCCGAGCCUACCAGAUAAGGUAGCACACACCCCCGAAUUCGACCCGCUUAUGACCACAUUCAUGUCUCGCGGGGGUCGGAACCCACGCAAGGGCGUGGAACGUGGCUUCAAGGGAGCUCAGGACAAACUAUUAGAUGCCAUCGGGCCUUUGGCGAGGAUCAUGGAUAUGGCAGAUGAUGCCUAUGAAAGGGCUGAUGACUUCUCCCCAGAUAUGGUGCGUGAGUGGGCACGGGAUACCCGAGAGUGGGCACAAAGGUGCUUCUGUUUCCUCAGGAACACUAAUGUGGCCCUCUCUUCAGAGAGGCGCCGAGCAGCACUUUUCAGAAUCGAUGACAAGCUUGUCUAACUGGGGGAUAAAGAAUUGGGCCCCUUGGCACAGGGCAAAUUGUUUGGCGAGGCCUUCCUUACUGAGCUUAAUAAGAGGGUCACCAUAUUCACUUCCCUCAAUAAGGCACAAACAACAAUGCGGAAAGUAUUUCGCGGCCACAACACCCGUGGUGUUUUUGGGAGGGCUGGUCGGCAGUGGGGCCGUGCCACCAGCCGCUUCUGGCCAUCCGGCCCCCGCACAACCAGGUCACAACCAUUCUACACAGAUCCAUCUGCACGCCAUCGAUUCCAUCAGUUCAGGGGAUUGGACCAUGGCCGUGGCGGCCGAGGAUGCUCCCGAGCGAGAUUCUACAACGGUAAGUUACCAUUCUGUACUACCUCUAACCCCUUGCCAUAUCGCAGGUCGUGUUUCUCUUUUUUUCCAGAAUUGGGCAGACCUAUCCUCCGACACAUGGAUACUUCGGACGGUGCAGGACUAUCAAAUAGAGUUCGAGACGAGGCCACUCCAACAGGCACCACCACACCUGAUUCAGUUUUCACGGGCGGACGCUUCUUUGAUAGACACGGAACUUCAGGACUUACACUCCAAGGGUGCCAUCCAACCAGCUCCGGACUCAACCGGGUUCUACAGCAAUAUCUUCCUGGUCAGGAAGAAAACCGGGGAAUUCCGACCCGUCAUCAACCUCAAGGAGCUCAAUUCCUACGUGGUAUACCGCCACUUCAAAAUGGAGGGUAUCCAUCUUCUCCGGGACCUACUGCGAGACAACAACUGGUUCACGCGUCUAGACCUAAAGGACGCAUACCUCACCAUCUCUGUGCACGAAAGGAGCCGCUCAUAUCUCCGCUUCUACUGGCACGGGACACCUUGGCAAUUCACCUGUCUCCCGUUCGGCCUCAGUUCGGCCCCAUGGUGUUUCACCAAAAUGAUGAAGCCGGUAAUGGCGAGACUGAGGGCCCAAGGCAUAAGAUGCAUUGUCUACCUCGACGACAUCUUGAUAGUCGAGGAUGCAAGGACCCUACAGAGGCAUACAGACUACACCGUACACCUACUCGACUCACUGGGUUUUGUUAUCAAUGGCCCCAAGUCAUCACUGACUCCCGCUCAGUCGAUCGAAUUCCUUGGGUUCGAGAUAGACUCAACAUCGUGCACUCUACGCCUUCCGGCCGCAAAAAUUGCUACCAUCCGCAGAGAAAUUCGGAAGGUACUUCGACUGACAUCCAUACCUUUACGACUACUAGCACGAAUCGUGGGCCUUCUCUCAUCAUCCAUCCAGGCCAUCUUUCCUGGACCCCUGCAUUACAGAGCCAUGCAACGCCUCAAGGCAAAGUUCCUUCACAAAGACCCAACAUACGACCAGCCAGUCCCCAUGUCGGACGAGGUUCGGGAGGAACUGCACUGGUGGCUGAACUGCAUGCAGGCUUGGAAUGGCCGGGCGAUAUUCGGAAACCAACCAGACUUCAUAUUGGAGUCAGACGCCAGCCACUCAUGUUGGGGAGCAACAGACGGCACCUCCUCCACGGGGGGAGUGUGGACUCCCCAAGAACUUUCGAUGCACAUCAACUGUCUGGAGCUCCUGGCGGGAUCGUUCGCCAUUCGCAGUCUGGCAAAAGAAUGAUCCAACUGCUGCAUCCUGCAUCCGGAUGCACAACGUCUCGGCGGUAAGAUACAUCAACCGUCUUGGAGGCACCCGCUCCCAAGCACUAGUAGAACUCACAAAGGAAAUCUUCGAUUAUUGUCUGCCUCGCAACAUCACGCUGUUAGCGGAACACCUACCAGGAGAAACCAACACGACAGCGGAUUGGUACUCACGCCACUGGAGGGAUGCCAGCGACUGGCAACUAGACACUCAUGUUUUCACGAUUCUAGAUGCACAAAGGGGCCCCUUCUCCCUGGAUUUAUUUGCCUCCCGCAACAACCGUCAGACGAAGGACUUCUUCAGUUGGCUCCCAGAUCCGGAGAGUCUAGCAACGGACACGUUUCUGCAACAAUGGCCACAACACGGGGCUUACGCUUUCCCUCCAUUCUCAAUGAUUGCGAGGGUUCUCCACCGAAUCCGCAUGCAGAGGGUGAUACUGACCCUCAUCACGCCUCUAUGGCAAAGCCAACCAUGGUUCCCGGAUCUUCUGGAGCUGUCGAACAGGGAUCCCCUCCUCCUACCAGAUACUCCGUCCAUUCUCAGGAACCCGAUGGGACUACCCCAUCCGCUGGUCCGGGAGGGCCGACUUCCCCUGGUGGCCUGGACUCUUUCAGGGGUUCCUGGCGAACCGAGGAUUUAUCGCAGGAAACUAGGGAGCUCCUAUGGGACUCAUGGGCGCCAGGAACAAGGAGGUGCUACUUAUCAGCAUGGCACUGCUGGACUACUUGGUGUCUGGGACGGGAUCUCAAUCCCUUUACGGCACCUAUUCCCUCCAUCAUGAAUUUCCUCACCUCUCCCUACCGGUCCAUCAACGUGAUACGUGAUAUCUCAGUGGCCCAUACGCCGACUCAAGGGACACCAGUGGGCCAGUGGGCUCAUCUGUAGACUCCUCCCUGGCAUGCACCUUCGGCGCCCCCCGGAACCCAAAUACUCAAGACUUUGGGUCAUUGGCAUAGUCUUACAGUUCUUACGGGACUGGCCCCCUAACGAGAACUUAUCACUCCGCCAGCUUACAGCAAAGUUCACCUUCCUACUCUGUCUAGUCUCCUUUCGUCGGGUGUCCGAUGUACGCGCUUUUGAUGCCGACGCAUUUACCUUCUGCCCAGCGGGAGUAACCUUCCAGAUCUCUAGACGCACAAAAUCUGACUCUUCCUCUGUUUUUUACCCCUUUUUUCCCUCAGACCCACAGCUCUGUGUGGUCUCUACUCUUCGUCAAUACGUGGAAGCCACCGCGACGUUGCGGCCUACUUCCAAUCGUCAACUUCUCAUCUCUUACGUCCGCCCCUACGCUCCAGUCUCGGUUACUACGUUGGCCAGAUGGGUUAGAUGGCUAUUGGCCCUUGCCGGGAUAGACCAGGCUUUUGGAGCACACUCAGUCCGAGGGGCUGCGGCCUCUUCCGCCUACGCGGCGGGGGCCUCCCUUCCAGAUAUUUUACGAGUGGCGGACUGGACCAGAGAAUCCACCUUUAGGACGUUCUACUUCCGUCCUCCAUCUAAUCCAGCUUUUGCUCUACUUUCUCAGCGUUGAAAUUGCAAAAUACGAAGCCUCCUGUCAUGUGAUAAAAUUGAAGAUUAUGCUAGCUUCAGUGUACAGAUAAUCUUAAUUUUAAUAAUGACAGGAGGCGAGUAUUUUCCCUCCCUGCUCUCUUUCGCUCUUCCCCCCCUCUGUCUUCAUCUAUAUUUCUAUCUCUUUAUUCACAUGUUAUUUGUGCUAAAUGCCUAAGUUGUUUCUUACAAUUAAUACAGAUAUUCCAUAUGGGUGGGAUGGCUUAGUUAGCAUCAAUAGAUGGGAGGAAUGUAUUUGCUCUAUUGCAGUAUGAUGGUUUACUUAAUCAUAAGGGAUAGACAACUCAUUGUUUUACACAACCAUCUCCGGAAUCGAAUACCCUUUUACAUUCUCGUUUCAGUUUAACCAGAUGAAUCAGGACACUAAAGACUUCCUUCAAGAUAUCAUCAUCGUCUUGUCAUGGAAGAUCGUCACUUGACAUCAAGAACUCUUCCCUGUCAAGAAUUCUUCAUACGUUUACGUUCUAUCUUCAUGUUAUACGUUAUCUUUAUUGUUAUUCUGCAUUGUGAUCUUGUGAUGUCGCAUGCUUUAAAGAGGAAAUGAUGUCAUACGUUACACCUCUUAUACUCUAUACUACAUUGUGAUUGGUUCUCAGUUAUGUCACUCUUUUCUUUGCUGCUAUGGAGUUAGUAAAGAAAGAUUAUGCAAAAUACUCGCCUCCUGUCAUUAUUAAAAUUAAGAUUAUCUGUACACUGAAGCUAGCAUAAUCUUCGAUUUUUAAUUUCUUCAUUUUCAUUAAUUUUUUUAAUUCUUUCUAUUUUUUUUAAUAAUAUUUUUAUUGUUAUUUUUAUUAUUACUGAAUAUUCAUGGGAUACAUCAAUUACAACUAUGAACUAAACAGUUUCCACUAGGAACUUUCUUCAUUUUCAGUGCAGAGUCUUUAACCAUAAAUUGUGGAACUUCUAGCAUAUCCAGCAAUUGUCUCUCUAAGAGAUGCAUCAGGUUAUAUAUCUUUGUGUGUAUUAGGGUGAUUUUUAUUGUAUCCUGUACUUUUUAAUGCACACCAUAUUGGUAUGCUGAACACUAGACACUUUAGAUUUGCACUUUAUAUUUUUUUGGCACCUAUAUCUUCUGAUGGUCAGUUUUUAAUGCUCAUAUGUUUAUGCUCAUAUGUUCUUGUUACUAUAUCUUCUUACAUGACCGUGUGUGGCAAUACUAUAUUAAUAAACAACAACGAAGACAUUUCUGCAAAUAUUAGAUGUGGAGUGCGGUAUCGUAUUGAUUUUCUAAGUAUUUAUUAUGAGAUAUUUGGAGGGUGUCCCUGAUACCUGCAUCAUUGGUUUAAAAGAAUGCAAGCACACUAUCAUUUUUUUUCUAAACUAAAUAUUAAACUAAAUAUUAAUAUGUAGGAUGUUUCUUUUAACUAUGUACUCAAACAUAUUUAAUUGUGACUUUAAAAUGCAGAUGAACGUGCAAGUAAAAGUAUGGUUUUAGUUUUUGUAAGCUAGAAAAAAUAAUUUAAAAGGACCUGUAUACUGCUGCAAAGCACCAAACAGUAGUGAUGUCCCGAACUGUUCGCCGAACUGUUUGCCACGGUUCGCUACGAACGGUUCGUCACGAACUCCGGUCAGCAGACACAUUCCAGCCAAUCAGCAGCAGACCCUCCCUCCCAGACCCUCCCAACUCCUGGACAGCAUCCAUUUUGAAGCUGCAUUCUUAGUGAGCUGUCCAGGAGGUGGCAGGGUCUGGGAGGGAGGGUUUGCUGCUGAUUGGCUGGAAUGUGUCUGCUAACCGGAGUUCGUGGCGAACAGUUCGGCAAACAGUUCGGGACAUCACUAUCAAACAGUGUUGAUGGACACAUUCAGAAGUAAAGUUAGGGUAUGCAUUCUGUGUGGCCUAAAAGCCUCUUCUAUACAGAGGUGUUAUAAGUGUUAAACCAAUGUCGUCUUUUAUUGGUAACAGGAUAUUUACUAGGUUCAAUACAAUGAUGAUAUAUUGGAAAUUAUCAGAAUGUCUCUUUUCAGUGAAGCCAUUAUAUUUGCCUUCGUAUUCAGAAUUGGCAUGAAGUCUGCUAUGAGGUUCAAUUAUUAUUAUUAUUAUUAUUAUUAUAUAUAGCGCCAACAAAUUCUGCAGUGCUGUACAAUGGGUGGACUAACAAACACGUAAUUGUAACCAGACAAGUUGGACGCACAGGAACAGAGAGAUUGAAGGCCCUGCUCAGUGAGAUUAAAUGCUAGAGGGAGUGGGGUAGAGUGACAUAUGGUAAGGGAAGGAGUAGAAAAGAAGGGUGCUAGAAUAGUAUUCGCUGAAGACUUAGUUUUUUUGAUGACAGUUGCAGGAUUGUGAAAAACUAUGGUAUCCUGUGUAAGAAUUUCAUCAUUUUUUGGGUUAUAUUCAAUGAAAAUCACAGGUACUGACAUAUCCUGAAGAAAAGUAGAAUAUUUGAAAUACAAGCUUUCAAAAGGUUUAUAACACAUAUUACGUUUGUCAGUAACUUUGUCCUGCCAUUCCUUCUCAUUGUACAUAUUUUUUAUUUGUUUAAUGUUUUCAUUACUUAAUUUCUCUCAAGCUGAAUAUUUUGGAGGCUUAUGAAAAGCCGAAUACUUACUGAGCUCUUGUUUUUUUUUUAAAGCAAAAUGGAUUCUCUUCUACUGUAAUCAGUGAACAAUCAUUUAAUUGCACACUGAGCUUAAUGAACCCAGACCACUUCAGCUUAAUGAAGUGGUCUGGGUGCCAGGUCCAGCUAGGGUUAAUCCAUUUUUUCAUAAACAUAGCAGUUUCAGAGAAACUGCUAUGUUUAUGAAUGGGUUAAGCCUUCCCCUAUUUCCUCUAGUGGCUGUCUCAUUGACAGCCACUAGAGGCGCUUGCGUGCUUCUCACUGUGAUUUUCACAGUGAGAGCACGCAAGCGUCCAUAGGAAAGCAUUGCAAAUGCUUUCCUAUGCGACCGGCUGAAUGCGCGCGCAGCUCUUGCCGCGCGUGCGCAUUCAGCCGAAUGGGAGGAACGGAGGAGGAUCGGAGGAGGAGAGCUCCCCGCCCAGCGCUGGAAAAAGGUAAGUUUAACCCCUUUUCCCCUUUCCAGAGCUGGGCGGGAGGGGGUCCCUGAGGGUGGGGGCACCCUCAGGGCACUAUAGUGCCAGGAAAAGAGUAUGUUUUCCUGGCACUAUAGUGGUCCUUUAAGCAUCAUAAACACUUUGAGGGUUAUUCAUUCAGAACUAGCUAGAGUUAGUUCUGCCAGAUAUAUACUUUAAACUAGUGCAAACGUAUAUAUAAAAUAUGUACAGUUUGUGUGCAUGUAUAUAUAUGCCAUAUACUGACAGCUUUCAGUAGUUUUUGUCAUUCUGAGUAAACCCCCAUUUUAUUUAUUCCUGUUCUUGAUACGUUUGAAUUACAGAUUUAAUUAUCCUUCAGAUUUAAAUUUUUAACAAGUCCCCAUCUUUGACACUCUUCAGUAAUAACCUUUUCAGUAGCCUUUAGUGGUUGAGAAAUCAAAAAGUCUUGUCAAAAGAUGUACUGAUAACAGCAUACCUCCCAACUUUUUAAAUGGACAGAGUGGGACAUAUUCAUUUUAGGGUGUGGGUGGAGUAUGACCAGGGGGGUGGCUAUUCUGAUAAAUUGUAAGCGGCUUGCUAAUAACAAUUUAUGGAACUAAAAAGUAAUUCCGAACAAGAACAAUGUAUAUUAUUUACACAUACUGAUUUCUAACGACAUUCAUUUUGUAAUUUAAAGACACAUUACCAACAAGAUGGAGCUCCUAGAAGAGAGGGACAUUAGGAUAAAAUAGAGGAACAGAAAGAGCUGGAACUGUUCCUCUUAAAUUGAGAGCUAAGCAAAUUUUCCUUAACCAUCCACUUUGGAAUCCCUUUGGUCAAAUUCUGUUCUGCUUUGCUACCCAGUGCUCAGUCUCUCGUUACUUCGUCUCCUUCAUUCUCAUUUCCUGAAGAUCCUUGUACUUUCUGAUUAUUUUCAUACCGGAAUAUGACUGGUUUGAUAUAGCUUUUGCUACAAUUAUUUUAUUAUUAUUUUUGGAUUGUGCAGAAUGGAUGUAUUAUCACUGAUAUUAUUAUUAUUAUAUUUACAGCUAUUCAUACUUAUUUUCUUUACAUUUUUAUUUACAUUCUCCAAGUCAGGGUUGUUUCCAGUUCUUUUGUCUAAGUUCAAUUUUUGUCUAAAAUUGAAAUUUACUUUGACUUUACUUUGAAAUCACGUUGAAUUCCCUGACAAUUUUUAUUUAAAGGGAAUAACCCUGUGGAUAUUUAAGGAUAUUCUUUGAGUAUCUAAGGAUACUCAUCCAAAAUUGAACAGUAGAUUUUUGUAAAUGGGUUGUCUACACAUUAGUAAAAAAAAGAAUCAGCCAAUUCUAUUUCAUAAUGUCCUAUUUAAGUGCUUUAAAAAAAUAAAUACAUAUUAAGAAAUUAAUCAUUGUUUAUCGUUUCAGUAUUUUCAAUAGAUACAAAAAAAUGUAUUCAAAAGGCAAGUGUCCUUUCUUAUAUUACCAGCUCCUUUGAAAACUAUGUAGUUUCUCUAAUAUGGGCAUUCUGUAUAGAUCAAAAUUUAUUCUAUGAGAAUAAAUGAAUUUUGUAUUUGCUCAGCUACCAAUGCCUGAUUGUUUAUCUAUUCUGUCCAUAGCUGAGAAAGAGAUACUGAGAUUGGUUUAUAUUAGAAAUGACAGGAGAGUGACAUAAGUUUAUUACGUACAUUGUUAGAUGUUCGAUUCAAAGACGUCAGGAUGAUGUUUGUAAAAGUCAGUGUUCAACAUAAGGGAAAUACAGAGGUUAUUUGUAAGGAUUAGUGACUUAGUGAAGGCUGUGAAUGACAUUUCCAAUGUAUAUUCACUACAAAUGUCAAAUAGUGUAAUAUCUUCUUUCUAUAAAGACUCUUGAACUAAAACGCCCAAAUCAUCAAUCCAGUAUAUAAAGUAUUCCUAGAUGGGAAAAAUAUACCUGUGUUAUAAUAUAGGAAAGUGCAAAAUAACAUAGCACCACAGAAACAUUUUAUUGGAUUAAGAUUAUUUUACAAUAAGGUGGUAAAAUUGUAAAAGAAAAUACAUUUUGUAUCUUGGAUGGGUAACAUACCACAAAGAAAUUUUCAGCUAAGAUUAUGUUGGUUUAUAAAUAUUACUACUAUUAUUAUUUACUUAAUGACAACAUUUACCAUAGAACUGUACAACAAAAUUAGAGCCUCGUCACAUUGUCUGCCUCAUCAAAAGAUAUGCGAGGACUUGUCAUUCCUUUUAAUGGAUUGGGCUUUUAUUUAUUGCAAGUAGUAAAUUGCAAAAUAAGUAUGCAUACUAUGAUAUAUUUUUGUAAUUAGAUUAAAGCCGUAAAAUGUACACGCUCCCAUGCCAGCAUUGAGGGACCUUUUGUGUGAGUACUGCUUACCCAGCUUACACGUUUAAGAGAAAUAAUGCAAGCAGAAUAUUAAACUACUCUAAAAGAUGAAUUUCCAUUCUAUAAUUAUUCAUGAUAUAGAUAAAUAUGUAUUCAGCUUUGAGACAGAUCCAAAAAAAAUGUGUAAGCGUAGUAAAAUAGAUUAUGUAAAUCUAUCAGCGGGGCUUUCAUCAAAUAUUAUGGGGCCCCUUACACAGAUAAAGCCCUCAGCCCCCAGGACCCACCCCAUGUCCACCACUACCUCACAGGUACUUAGCUCUGUGGUCAGUGCCUUCACUGCCCCUAUUGCCAGGAGGUAUUGAGUGUGUGUAUAGGGGAUGUAGCGAUCAUAUAGAAGUGUGUAUAUGGGCUGAAGUGUGUAUAUGGUUUAUGCAAGUGUAAUAUAUUAACAUUUGUGUAUGUAUUGCACAACAAGUACUUCAUAUACACAAUUAUAGUUAUAAUAAAUAUAAAUGGUAAAAUAAUACACUUAUAUUAAUUGACAUUCAUAUAUAUGCAUAAUAAUCUAAGAAAGCCACUAAAUUAAGGAAAACUAUUGUAUGUUCUCCAUCUCCCUCUCUCCCUAAGCUCCAUCUCCCUCUCUCCCCACCAACUUCAUCUCCCUCUAUCCCCAACUCAUCUCCCCUUCUCCUCCAAGCUCCAUCUCUUUCUGUCCCCCCAAGCUCCACCUCUUUCUAUCCUCCCAAGCUCCAUCUAUUUCUGUCCCCCAAGCUCCACCUCCCUCUCUCCCCUAGUUCCACCUCUUUCUGGAGUUAUAUUACUUAAAGGGCCACUUAACUCACCUUAACCACUUUAUUUUAACAAAGUUGUCUGGAUGCAGCUGCUCUGUAGUUUUAAUCCUAUAAUGUUAAAAAAUGUUUUAACUGCAAUGUUUACAUUGUAGGGUUAAACACAGUUUUAGUGGUUGAGUUAUUUUUAGCAUUCUUUUUUUGGUUGUGCAUAGCAUAGCAUAGAAGCAUGAGUUGACAAAUUUCAGGAAUUUAAUUGACAGCGCUCAAAUAUAGGGAUAACAUGAAAUGUCAGCAGAGCAAAGAACAUGUCUUGUUGCUGUAAGUGCUAACUGACAACAGAAGUGACUAAUAAGAGAGAAAAACCACUGGAUAUUUUAAAAUAAACUACAGCUGCUGAUCAAUAAAGUAAAAUAACAGAAGCAAACCAAUCAUAUCUGAUAAAGUUGAUAGGGAAGCAGCAUUGCUGUCGAAAGAUCUUGUAGCCAGUUCAGCCGAUGCCCUCUGAGAGAGAGAAACAAGGAAUCCAGUUUUCAGCUAUAAUAAAUGGAUCUCCCUAGCAGGCCCACAAUUUAAGACCCUUCGGCACAAGGCUCUACACAGCUUCAAUCUGCAUCCGACUGCUGGGGCUUGUGUUUGCUUUCCUCUAGCCCCACUCCUCAAGCUUCGAUUAUCAGGGACCCUUUUAUCUGGGAGUUCCAUGUUUGCCUUGCAUCUAAGUGAGCAUGAGCAGGUGUAGGAGACGUUUUUGCACUAGCCAUCUGCGUCUCUGCUUCAGUGAUGCCACGCGGGGGAUGCCUGUGAGAAACCCCGCUUUUCCACAUUGAUCAUCAGACCGAAUCAGGAAACCCCUGGUUCAGUAAACAGGAUUGGUAGGUAUGACCAGAGUUUCAGUGUGUAGCAUCACCCAAAACUUGGAAAACAGACAGUCCAAAGCCUGAAGAAGUGGGUCCAUGCAGGCGAGUUGCUGUAAGGUAGUCUAACUAGUAGCAGGCCCUGGUAUAACAGCCAUAGUAGUAGUUGGGCCUCAACCCUCCUAAAUCGAAGCCUUGCAGAUUAGGUCACAAGAGCGUACCAUUGGGGACUGGAAUAUCCCUCACCGGUCCAGAGGAUGGGGAGAGGGCUUUAGCACAAGCGAUCUUAAGAUCAAGACAGAGGAUUGGCCGCCAUCCCUGUCUCACGUGUAUUGGAAGGCCGCCAAGAAGCCUGUCAUGGGCGAUAACCACCAGAUUCAGGCAAAAGCAGGCUCAAAGGUAGGCAGAGUAUUCCUCAGAAAGAUUAGCAAGAUUAUUGCCAAAAUUAUAAUGGUAAUGUCCAGUAUACAGCUUAAAAAGAGGAUUUUCGAGAGGAGUUCUAUCAACAUGCGACUUGCUUGGUCGGCUGUAAAAAAAAAAAAAAAAGAAGAAGCAAAACAGUAUAAUAGUGUAAUACAGUUAAGAGUUCAGUUAUUGUGUGCUAUAUUCAAUUGCACUCACAGGAUAGAGACUUUUAAAAUCGCCUUAGGGUGCCUCCCCUCGGGUAGGUGGGGGGCUAAUCUAGGACUCCGUCUCCACUUCUGAUGAUGUCAUCUCAGUAUGGAAGGCCAGAUGCAGAAAGUUGUAGAAAAUAUCAUCUGCUUUAUUACAUUUCAUAUAUAAAAAAUGAAAUACAAUAUUGGUCCUACGCAUUUCGUCUUGCAGGAGAAUUCCUCAGGGACCGAAGAAUAAAACUAAUGCAAAAACAAUCCUAUAACAAGAAAGGGGCAGCAUAUAUUUUUCUUGUUGCAGGAUUGUUUUUGCAUUGGUUUUAUCAUUGAGUCCCUGACUAACUCUCCUGCAAGACGAAAUACAUAGGAUGUCCGGUGCGGUGCUUAUAGUCCUUGGCGUCAGCUAGCAAGCAUCCGUUGAUGGAGGUGCCCAGUUGGGGUGCCAGGUGAUCCGUCACAUCUGGUGGCAGUAGUGGGAUGGCGUCCUAGUGUGAGGAGCAGCAUCCUGGAGACACCGAUAACGAAUGGAUUUAUAAUUGAGGGCAACGCUAGUAGUCGUACAGUGCCCCUAUCUACAAAGGAACUAACUUCUGUCAGAGCAAGCAUGGCGCUUGGCUACACUGAGGCAGAGUUAUGCUGAAGAGGCGGCUGGCUUUCUUUGGACCCAACGCGGCUGAGAAAUACAUAGGUCCAUGAUCUACUGAUCAAGAGCCUGCAACACAGGGCGAGUUGGCACGUUGGGAGAGACACCAGCCGCUGAGCAAAGUACAGGGAGCCAAAGGUGUCAUCCUCUCUCCCCAGCGGCAGAGUGAGUUUCAUGGAGAAGAGACAACCAGUCUCUCUCCCCAGCGGCAGUGUGCAGUACAGGGAGCCAAAGGUGUCGUCCUCCCCCCCCCCAGCGGCAGUUUACCUUGCAGGGAGAGGAGACAACCGGUUCUCUCUCCCCAGUGGCAGUGUCCACUACAGGGAGCCAAAGGUGUUGUCCUUCCUCCCCAGUGGCAGUUUACCUUGCAGAGAGAGGAGACAACCGGUCUCUCUCCCCUGCGGCAGUAUCCACUACAGGGAGCCAAAGGUGUUGUCCUUCCUCCCCAGCAGCAGAGUGAGUUAAUUAAGUUAAUGCAUUAACUACCUUAAUUAUAUCACAGGCAAAGGGGAGAGAUUGUGUGCUGUAUGUGGGCGUGUCGGACAUUGUUAUAUUGUUCAUAUUGGUCUGUACAGUUUGUAAUGUGGUGCUCCAUCAGGUCCAGGGGGUGUGCCUCUGGCCUGAGGAAUUGUAUAUAAAGCCAACCUGUCCCAUUAAACCUUCAGGCUUCUUCACCCUCAAUACUAAGUUCUGUCUCUUAUUGUAGGGAACCACUAUAUCACUACCAGGGAUUGCUGUACUCCGUAUACUCCCUUGGAUAAUCACUAGCUCUUGUAAUAGCUGUUCCUGAUACGCUCUCCUGGAGGAGAGGUCUUUCCCACACGGUCCCGGAUGUCAGCAGUUGGUCUAAGGUGGGGGGAAAACUGCGAGAUUCCAGUUAAGUUACGGCGGUUGUAGAGUCUGCAGUGCUUGUGGUCUUCGGUGCAGUGCUUAUAGUCCUCGGCGUCAGCUAGGAAGCAUCCGUUGAUGGAGGUGCCCAGUCAGGGUGCCAGGUGAUCCAUCACAAAAUACACCUAGCUUUGUUUGGUUUGCCUGAGCACUCUGCCUUUAAUGUAUUUCUUUGAAUUUUAUCAAAGGACUUUUCAGCCAUAUUUCAUACAUUUUAAGUUCAUAAGAACACGGAGAAUGAGCAACAGCAAAAGUAUCUCUUAUUUGGCUGGACCCUGUACAGGUCCAUACAUACUUAGCUCACUUGCGCCAUUACACAGCUUAGGCAAAACCAGGGGAAAAAAUAAAAAGUUAGAGUUGUUACUGCAGCUUCAUAAAAAACAAAAAUUUAAUAUAAUGGAACAUAAUUUUAUUUAUAUAUAUAUAUAUAUAUAUAUAUAUAUAAAACAGUCUUGUAAAAAAGAUAGCACUCCAGGGACUUUGUAAUAAAGUUGAAAAAACCUUAGCUUUUAUUCAGGCAACUGCCACAGUGGAUCACCGUUUCAGUUCUGUAUCAGAACUUUCGUCAGGAUAAAGGUGCAACACAAAUAACCAGUUUAAAUAACAAACCAUACAUAAUUAGUUACAUUGUAUACAGAUGUCACUUACCCUUUGCCCCUUGUGAUUGUCUGAGCUGAUCGCAAAAAAACGCGGGUGAAUUUGACCCGGUAACAGUAUAUUCACCAGCUGUUCUAUGUACUAUCUGCGUUCCAGCGUUGAGAAGAGAUCGGCUGGAAAGCACGAGGGCAUGUGAAAGUUUAUGGGGGUUGUCAGAGUAACCUCAAGCGGCUAAAAAUGCCGGCGAUCGUACAGAGUAUCUACAGGGUGCAAAAAGAUCCGUGCGGGGAAUUUCACAAGAAACACAUAUAUUUUGGUUACAUAGUAAAUGCAUAUAUAAUAAAUGCAUGUAUAUUAGUUCCCUUAUAAUCUGCUGUUAAGAGAUUUCAAAAAAUAAAUUAUCACAAAAUAAUGAAUCAGUGUUUCUGUAACAGGGAAAGUGUGCUGAAGGCUUAUAUAUAUAUUUAUAUUUGAAUGUGUAUGAGGAUGUAAUAAGAGUCAUACUUAGGAUUCUAAGUUUGCAAAAUGACUCAUAUUCCGAUCUGGGGGGAGGGGAUAUCUGUGACAUUGUGGGUUUCAGGCUUAGUACUAUCCAAUUCUAGAUUCAAUAUGUGAGUUCCGGUAUGGAUACAGAUAAUAUAUUUUAUAUGGUUUUUUUUUCUGUCAGUAUCCAUGGGGUGAUAUAGCAGAAUCCUGGUAUAUGUAUAUCCCCUAGUGACCACAUCUUAACCCCUUGUAUGCUGGGGCUUAAGGAUAACCCAAUUAUUGUGUGGUGUACAUAUAGAUAAAUGUACCAAAUCGAUAGGUAGUCAAUAAGUAAUGGGGGACUAAUAUAUACUUAUAGUCCUUUUGGUAAAUAGGUUCUAUAUACAUAUUUACAGUUUUACAAGCUAUGGUCAUACUUUUGGUAGCAUAAAUAUCCACAUAAGUAUCAAUACAUUCAAAGGCUGCCCAAAAAUAAUACAUAUUUUUUGAAAAAAAUGUUGGCAGCGUGAUAAGUGAAAAAAUAUAAGCAAAAAAUCUUGGACAAAAAACAUGCGCCCAAGUCAUGGUCUCAAUACUUAAGCUGUAGAACGUAAGCAAAAAAAUAAAAAUAAAAAUAAAUUGAAACUCAGGGAAACAGCUUUAAACCAUGCAAAAAAUAUUCAAAAAACAUUAUAGAUUUUGUAGUUUAUAUGUAUAUAAACCAGACAAUGGUGUCAUCUACUGGUCAUACAUGAUAACUACAAAUAUAAAAUUAUUCCAUUAAUACCAAUGACAGUCCAACUCUAUUGCAUGGGUUGCAAGCCUAUUAUGUAGGUAUGGCUAAUUAUUUCUAAAUCGCCCAAAGUGUAUGAAAACACAUAAUAUUAGCUUAAAUGUAAUAUAAGGCCUUAAUGUGAUUGCCAUAAUUACAAAUAUGGGAUCUAUGAAGAAGUAAUGUUGAGGCUGAGACUGUAAUAGAAAAAGGCAGCUACAUUGUCAUUGCAAUUCAAUAUGAAAGAUGCAAUAUUUUGAAACAUUGAAACAUACGGUUCCUUUCUUUUCCGUGUUGUGCAUUUAUCCGAUUGACAGACACAGGUACACACACACAAUGUGUUGUAUUUCAGAUCCAUCGUUGCAAUGAGUAAUUGUAUUAUAUGACUAAUCUAUUUACAAAUUACAGGAACAAAAAGAACACUCCUGAUAUUUUUAUCAGUUAGGAUUGCCCUUUGGUUUCUAGAUCCUUUCAAUAAUAUAAUAUUUAUUUAGCCUAUUACACAGCUGUUAAUUAAACAUGUUUUUCCAAGAUACAAUUAAACAAUAAUUUGUGGUCAAUUUAUUAAAGUGAUUCUGACAAAAUUGGAUUUAUGAGGUCAAUUCAAGGUGGCAGCUUUAAAUCCUACAACAGGCCUAUUUGCAAAAAGUCGAUCCAGUGUGACAUAUCAUGAAUUAACUACUCAGAAUAUUGAUCUUCCGUCCUAACCUAAAACAUCUGAAUUAUUUGAACUAACAAGUUAGGCCAUGUUAAUCUAAAAAUCAUAAUUUAAUUAGAAAAGUCCUAGAUUAACCUAGAGGUACUAGUUGACCUGGACAGAUAGUGUAAUACACAAACAAAGAAUAUCUAGAAAACCACAAAUGAAUAACGUAUUAAAAAAUAAACUGCCUGUUUUAGUUUUUUGUAUAGAUACAAAUAUGUGCUUUAAAGUAGACCUCACACAAAUGAUCAUCUUAAUAUCUGAUGCACAUACACAUUGGCUUCUAUUAAAACCGUGAGAGAAUGCAUUGGCUACUAAAAGCAUUGGAAUAUGGAGUUGCACAUUAUGCAUCUUGACCAGAAUCUUUGGUUCAAUGAGGAUAUUUAUCAGUGUGGUGCAAGGUUCUAACAGGUGAAAAGACAACAAAUGGAUGUGCCUGCCAGUAAUGUACUAACCUAGGAUGCUCUGCAGUGCAUUCAGUGUACAGUGUGAUCCCAGUAGCACACCACUGGACAAAAGGGAUAACGAUUUACAUAAAAAUUAAAUGUGCGUGAGUGAAUAUGAAUCUGUGUGCAUAUGAACGUAAGUGUCUAUAGCUAUGUGUGUGUAUGCGCGUGUGUAUAGGAGCGUGAAUGUUUACGUAUUUAUAUUAAUGUGAGCAUCUGAUUAAGUUUGUGGAUAUGAAUGUGUUUGUGUAUAAUUUUCCUAGCAUUCUUGUGUUAAGGGUUAGGUGCAAAGUAACAGGUACAACAAAAAAAUCUACAGUUCAUGAUGGGCGGUAUCAGCAUAUGUUUCCAUCCUGAGUGCCAAGGUAUGCCUCUGGUGACUGCAACGUAUUUCAGAAUAGGACAACCCAUCUGUAGCUAUAAUUGUGGCAGUCUUUUAAGUUUUAAAUUGCUUGAAACUGUACUAAAAUUAUCUGGAAUACUAAAAGCAUAUUAAAAGUAGUGUACAUGUGAAGUCCAUAUACAUUUAAAAAUACUUAUCCUUUAAAUUGUACAGUUGUCAUCUAAACAGGUUCCUAAAUCUUGCUUUGUAAGCUAUUGCUAUUUCCAGGUAGAUAAGGAGAUAUUGCUAAGUAGAAGAGGUUUCAUUUUACUUUAUCCCUGGAUAAUAAUUGCAUAACUGGUAAAGCUUGAAAGUGAAACAUGUCUAUUAGAGUCUAGGUUCGGGACUUUAACAUACUUAUGCACUAAUCAGACACAACAUUUAAACCACUGACAGGUGAAGUGAAUUACAUGGAUUACAUCAUUACAAUGGCACCUGUUAAGGGGCAAGAUAUACUAGGCAGCAUGUGAACAGCCAGUUCUUGAAUUGAAUGUGUUGGAAGUAGGAAAAAUGGGCAAGUGAAAAGAUCUGAGUGACUGUGACAAGGGCCAAAUAGUGAUGGCUUGAUGACUGAGUGAACGCAUCUGCAAACAGCAAGUCUUGUGUUGUGUUCACGGUGUGCAGUGGUUGUUAAAUUAGUGCAAGGAAGGACAACUGGAGAACCGACGUCAGGGUCAUGGUCGCCCAAGGCUCAUUGAUGCACGUGGGGAGCCAAGGCUAUUACCGUACGUGUAGACAAAAGGAAUGUUUAAUCAAGGUGUUCUGAAAAGUGGUGCAAAGAUUGAAAAGAUGAGGCCUCACCAAUGGAAUGUGCAAGCAGGUUCCAAUAUUUUCCAAGGAAAUUACUCCCUUUUUUAGAACGGAACCAUAUAUCUUUUUACAUCAAUUUGCCAACUCUAUUCUAUGCAAAACCACACAACACAUGCUAUGAAUCUUUCAUUUAUGCUAAUUUUGUAUGGUGGUUUAGCUCCUAUAUAUUUUGCUAAUUAAAAAUAUUCAGAUAAACAAAUUAGAUGAACCAAAAGGUGCACAAAAAGGGGUGCAUUGUGCUGUGAUUUACUUCACAGAUCAAAGUAACCAAUCGAGGUAAAAAGAGGAGGAGCAGAAACAAAAUCUAUAUUUAUUUAUUUUAUAUUUAUCAAAUAAAGAAAGUAUAAAUGUAGAUAGUUUUUACUGCUCUCCUUUUGACCUCUAUUGCCCACUUCUCACUUGAUCAGUAAAUCAAAAUAACUGCCCACAGCCACCAAUCAUUAUUUUUUCCCAUCAAUCAUCUCUUUUUUUUUGCCCCACAGGUGGAAUACAAAUCUUAAAUCAAAAAUGAACAUGAUUAUCCGUUGCGUGAGUCACUUGUUUUGUGAUUAGUCUAUACUGCAAAUCGGGAAUAAGGAAUUCAUACGAUCAACCAUUCGGCCCCUGGUAGAAGCAUUUUUUGCAAAUUUUAUAGUUCUUGGUGUAUGGAUGUGUACUGAUCCCAUUGUGUAUUGUAUCACUUGUUUAGUCACAUCUUUAGCACCUAGUUAUAUACUUGUAUGUUCAAAGUAGUGAUCCCAUUUUAAUUGCAUAGAGUCAAAGUUUAUUUACAUUAAAUACUUUCCGCGUUAAAGGAUCACUUUAGGGUCAAGCACACAAACUUGUAUCACUGACCAUAUAGUGUUAAAACCACCAUCUAGCCCCCCUGGGCCCCUUGUGCCUCCACAAAUAUAGCAAAAACUUACUGUAUUCAAGCCUGAGGCUGUAGAUCUGCAUGCUGUUUGCCUCCGAAAACAAGCAGUCUGCUGACAUCAUCAGAAGUGGUAGCUGAUCCAAUCACAAUGCUUCCCCAUAGGAUUGGCUGAGACUGACAAGGAGGCAUAUCAGGGGCAGAGCCAGCAUGAUUCAAACACAGCCCUGGCCAAUCAGCAUCUCCUAAUAGCGAUGAAUUGAUUAAUGAAUUUCUAUGAGGAAAGUUCAGUGUCUGCAUGCAGAGGGAGGAGAUACUGAAUGUUUUGAUGCAUUUUAGGCAGGCAUGAGCCAGGAAGGAUCUCUAACAACCAUCUGAGAAGUGGCCAGUGAAGUUAUCACUAGGCUGUAAUGUAAACACUGCAUUUUCUCUGAAAAGACAGUAUUUACAGCAAAUAGCCUGAAAGUAGUGAUUCUACUCACCAGAACAAAUUCAAUAAGCUGUAGUUGUUCUGGUGACUAUAGUGUCCCUUUAAGUAUUUUUCCAAGUUACCAAAUACCAAAAUCUAUUGAAAAAAAUAUUGCUAUCUUUUAUGGGAGAGCAGAUCUCUGCCUAAAUCUUUUGCAUUAUCCACCCCCAAACUUGUCUUUUAGGGUUUACACUUGUUGCUGAUUUCACCGGCAUACUGUAUAGGUUCUUUUUAUACUUACCUGGAGCUGAGUUGAGAAUGGGGAGAAAAGGACUCUUUUAAUAAAAUUGUAUUAUUUAUGAUGCCUCAACCAGCAGUUUUAUGUAUUUUAAUAAAGAUGUUUAUAUUGGAUACUUUAUGUUGCUUUGAGCAAUUGCUCCAGUAAUCACCACAGUAUUUUAUGAACCUUUUUGUAAAUGUAUUCCCUACUAGAUGUUCUUUGUCCAUUUUACAGUCAAAUAAAUAUAUGGUGUUGGUCUGUUGGAUAGUGCCUCAUUAACCAUUGUUAUGUCUGGUGGCAGUUUUACACUGAUCUUUGGUAGUUUUUUUCUGGUGAUCAAGAGUUGCUAGCUUAUCACCUCUCUUAUAUCAGCAGCUAUACAAUUUCUGGUCCUUGGCACUGGUGGAAUGAAACUCCUUGUUGUGCAACUAGCUGUUUUGGUGUUGGUGUAGCUGAUGGUCUUUCAUUCAUCCAUGGUUACCAUAUACAUUUCAUGUAGCCCCUCUCACUUGGUCUGCUGUUUUGGUAGAAGCCAAGUAGGUCUAGGGUUCUAACUUUAUGUCCAUAAAUGGUUUGUUCCAGUAGCCCACUUGUUAACAAAUUGCUCUGAUUCCCUAGCAUCUGAUACAGACCUUUGUAAUCUGGGCAACGACCAAGUGGGCUUGAUUCUCUAGGUUCAUGAUACUCUCAUUUAUGCACCCAGAACUUGUACACCAACCGUAUGGAAGGAGGUCAUGGCCUAAUGAAUGCCACACCAGAGAGAACCCAUGGUAUAGACUGUGCAAAUAGACCUCUGAGACAAUCCAGUACACUGAGAGACACAAACAAUUAUUUGCUGGGAUUUGUACCAAAAUAUCUGCACAGAAAAUGAAUUGGGCCUGCCUAAGUCCAGAUGGGAGGUGAAGUAAGUCAAUUUUUAAAAAUGUUCUAAAGAGCCAAAAUACAUUCAUACCAGGGUAUUUUGUACCCAAAGUUCAUUGAAAUUUAAAGCUAUAAGAAACAUAGUGUAGAGCCAUUUAAUGGUCCUUAAGUUGGAUUCCUUUUACAAUAAAUUCUUGUCCCAAAGGUUGAGAUAUAGUUCUAGAAGAGGACACACUUUGCAAUCUCAGUUUUCACCAAAUCAAUACCUAGUGAUUAGAAAGAUCUGGUUGGAGUGUAAAGGUGUGUUAAGUGUCAUAAGUGUUAUCACUUUCUUGAAAAAAGAUCCCAGUUUACACUGAAUUCCACAGGUCAAUGUUAAAGUAUAAGUUCUUAUAUUAAUUGUGGCUCCAAUUUUGUUGUAUAGUUGAUCAUCUGUUUGAAAUGUGGAGUCCAAUAUGUGGAUAAAAAACACAAAAUUGUUAAGUGAGCAUAUACGGGAACAUAUAUGAAUAGUAAACAUGACAGCAAAAGGUAAUUUGUCAAUUGUCAUUUCCAGGAAUGGGGGCAUUUGAAAUGGUUAUACUUUUAAGGAACUGAGAAAAGUAAAUUGUCCAAAGGGUGGGUUUACAAAAGAAACUCUGAAUUUGGUGGAUUAUUAGAUAUUUAAAUUUCAUUUAUUUGAAUAUCUCAAAGGGAUGAAUUUAAAAUGGGAUCUAAAUAUCAUUAUUAUCAUUUUCCUCGUUCUCCUCUUCCUUUUCCUCUCCCCAGUGUAUCUGUUAGGCACAUCAUUGUGGGUGUUUCAUCAUUUAUAAGCAUUGUAGGAUUAGAUAUUGUCCUUGGUGGAGAGUCAGCUCACCUAGGCAGACAUUACCUAUUAUAGUUAUGGAUUCAAUUCAAUUGGUUUGCUUUUUUUUCAUAUGGCGUAUUCCCUCUGUGUUAUUGGGAUUGCCCUCCACUUUGGUUAUGUUACACAUAAUUUCCCAAUAUUUGUUUUCUCAGUUACCAAUAUGGUCAGGAACAUUUGACUCAAAGGAAAUCAUAAAAAUAAAAGAGAAAAGAACAGAUUUCACCUUUGAUGGGAACUUGGAUUAUGCAAUUUUGAGGAUAUGUGGCAUCUUUUAGAGAGAACUUUUAGAAAUGUGAAUUUACAAAAAAAAUCCUAUAGACUUUAAUGAUGACUUUGUAUAUAACUCAUAUGAAAAGUUUUUCUAACAACUUUGAAUCACUUUGAAAGCAUAUUAAAUCGAGGCCCUGGUCGGUCGUAUUGAGGAACCCUAAACAUCUCAUAUGUAACUGAGUGUAAAAUAAUUUGAAUGUUUUGGUUAUCCUAUAGCAUUUUUGUGAAGGCUGUCAUAGAGACCACCUAAUGCAGUAAAAGCUUCCUCUGGUAAUUCCUUGUUCCCUGGACAUCUGAUCGUACGUGUCUUUUUUGCAGGAAAGCAUUCAUGAAUGAUGCUGUAAUGUAAGCAUGUCAAACUCAAAGGCUAACACGGGCCAAAUAAACAAGGUUUACGUUUAUGUGGGCCACAAAAAAACAAAAACUUUAGUUUUCAUAGAAACGUAGGUUUAUUUUGAAAAGUACAGUAUAAAAAAAGUUGCCUGACACUGGACAUCCUCACGCAUGUAGGGCUUCAAAGUAAACAAAAGAGCAGAUUUAUUUUAAGGAGACGUGCAUUUGCAUAACCAAUGUUUCAUUCAAGCUACCUUGACAUAUUAAGAAAAGUAUGGUAAUGGGACUGAAAUGGUGAGUGUAUACUGUUGCACAGCUGUAAAAAAACGAUGUUAUAUUGUUGAUUUUGAAGUCCUAUGAGUAUGUUCUUCACUUUGGCUGAGCUCAUCAAACUUGAUGAUCUCAGCCAAUCCAAUGCUUUCCCAUAGAAAACAUUGGGAGGUCAUUUUGCAUGUGUGUCAAAAGACUAUGCGGCCAAUCAGCAUCAGCAUUCAGCGCCUCCAUGGAGACCCAAUCUAAUACACUGCCCCUUCCCACAUUUUAAUACAUUGCCCACAAAUCCAAUGCAUUUUCCUAAAUCCAAUCUAAUACCCUGCCCUCCCCACCCAAUCUAAUACACUGCCCCCUCCACCCAAUCUAUUACACUGCCCCUCCUCCCUCAACUCUAAUUGACUACACUGCCCCCACUCCCACCAUUCUAAUUUAAUGCACUGCCCUCCUUACCUCCAAUUUAAUGCACUGCCCCCUUCCCUCCCCUAAUUUAAUACACUGCCCUCCCCCAAUUUAACACACUGCCCCCAUACCCACCACUCUAAUUUAAUACACUGCCCUCCCUCCCCCUAAUUUAAUACACUACCCACUCGUUCCCCCAAUUUAAUACACUGCUCUCCUCCCUCCCUAAAUUAAUACAGUGUCAUCUCCCUCCCCCAAUUUAAUACACUGGUCCCCACCCUUCCCAAAUGACUACUCCCUGCCCCAAUUUAAUACACUGGCCCCCAUUCUUCCAAAAUUAAUAUACUGCCCCUCCCUUCUUUAAAUGAAUACACUGCCACCCUUCCCCCUGACCCCCUCCCUCCCCCCCAAUUUAACACAUUACACAGGAAGGUCCCCCAAGCCCCUCUAUUUUUCCUGUCUUGCAGCUGGUUGCAGCUACCGUACAAAUUAGGCCCAGGGCAGGUGGGCCGCAAGUUUAACAUGCUUGCUGUAAAGCGUCCAACGUAAGUGAUGCCAAGAGUUAUAAUUUUUAAAUACAUUUUUCUGUAAAAUAAAAGGUUGACUGUAUUUGUAUAAUUUAACUGCAGAAUAGGGGAUAUCUUUUCAACAAGACCCUUUUAUUCCAUUAGUCCUCCCUUUAUAUAAAAGCAUAUAAUUGGGCUAUUGAGAAACAGAAUUGCAAAGUCACAGCUCUCUAUUUUUUUAAUCUGCGUCACUAGAAUCAGAAAAGUUUGUUUUUAUUAAAUCUUUACAAGAUAGUUUCAGUCAUAAGCUAGAUAUUUCUCUACUAUACCACUUUAUAUAUCCAGUCAACAAAAAAGCAUAGUGGAGGGUGUCAGAGAGGCAUUUAAAGGGUUGGGUUAAGUUUAAGAGUUUGUUUAUAUAUUUUUUGAACACAUUUCAUAACCAUGAACUAUUUUGUGUUUUAUACCUAUUCAUAAAGACUCAAUAAACAAGAAUUGUUGAGAAAGGCGUGACAUUUUUUGAGUGGCAAAUAUGCACAAAUUCAAUGCAAGAUGGAGGAUUGAGAGAGAGUCUAGCGAAUUAGGAAGCAAACCUAUGAAGAGGACCUAUGAAGUAGUGUUUUCCUCUAACACCUGCUAUGUUGAAGAGAAGGAAGGCGUUAAAGGAGGUCAAUAUGAGCCUGAUAUUUUUGUGUAAGAAGGAGGGAUGCAGAGUUUUUAAGCACUUGUGUGAUUUAGCAUUUAGGUACAAUUUUUAAAGUCAUGCACCUCAAUGGAAGGGUAUCUGUUGUCCCGUAAAUUACAACUAUCUCCAAUUUUCAAGCUCACUUACUAGGUAAGGUAAUGAUAAGGCUUAAGUAAGGGAGUUAGGAGGCUAUCAAUCGCUUACAUCUUUUAUGUUUAAGGGACGAACCACAUUAGUUAGGCGUUAGGAAGUACAACUGCAUUUACAAUUCUACAGACCUUAGCUCCCAACUAAGAAAAAAUACCUUUGAAUUAUGCAAACUCUAGCAGUUGCCCACCUGAUCAGAGACUCUACCAAUCAGGAGCCUCUCAUUCUGAUCGUUGGGUAUUUUCUUUUUCCACAAACCUAUGUCCAGGGAUACUGUUUGGGUAUGUUUAUUCAUCACCUGCAGUUCAACUCAUUACAUAGGAUAAAAAGAACUGCACAAUCAGCUGAUACCAGCUGCUAACAGGUAAUACAUUGCCAACUUCGCAGUUGUGUAAACAGUCGUACGUGACACUAACAGUGGGUGUGUAAAAGUGCCUAUACAGUUAAUGUCCUCCUUUGACAUCAGAAAUCCAUGGGGCAGACAAGAGCAGUGUGAUUUGUGCUGAUUGUUAGGGAGAGAGAGAGAUCAAGAUACUCUGCACAAUAACAUUUGAAACAAUGCAAAGUUGUCAUGGUACCUGGAAUAAGGCGCCAUAUUAACUAGAGCUCUGUUACAAAGCCUACAUUGUAAUGUUGGCAUUUCAAUAGUAAAUUGAUUAUUGUCUGAAGUGUUAGAAAAGAUGAAAUGUCCUCCUUACUAAUGCAUGCUCCCCAUGUAAGUAUCUUCUGCUAGUUACAUUUGUCUGGGACUGUUGACUUAUAUAUUUGUUGAGGGGACACAUUGGUGAUGAAUAGUGCUAUUUCAUAAUUAAGGUUCCCCUCUCUUGUACAGGCUUUAAUUAUAAGUGAAGAAAGGUAAUGUUUUCAUGUUUGCAAUGACAUUUAUUUACCAUAACAUAGCACUGGAGUUAUGCAUGUGUUUAUACAAAAAUAAUUAUACACAGUCACUGUGUACAGUCAAUUACUAUGAUUACUACAAGCAAAACAAGAAAAUAAUUAUUACUGUGACUCAGCAGAUUUGUCCUUAUGAAUCCAAAUUACAUUGUAUCUAAAAGACUAAUGGAAUCACCUAUAGCAAGGUUACAAUAAGCCUCACAAUUACAAGCAGACAUUUGUGAAAAAAACAAUAUAUUUGUGAAAAUUCAUAAUUUUUAUGACCUGUUCCAUAACAGUUUUAUGAAACUGACAAUUACAUUAUGUGUAAACCAAUUCAACCAAUAGAAGUCAAAGAGAAGAGCCAAAACAAGGGAAACACUCCUCUGUGUACAAGUUGUUUACUUGUUAUGUCAGGAAUUGGAAAAAAAAUAUGUUUAGACCAAAACUGUAAAACUAUAAAAAAAUAUAUAAAUUUUUUAAAAUUUUUAAUGCUGUAAUUAAUGCUAGCAAAUGAAGGAUUAGCCUGAGCAGAAGUGGGCUGCCAUUAUUGGAUGAGGGGGUCAGCUGAUUGCGUUCAGCCUUUUACAGUGCCCAAUGCAGGGAUUAACCAGCAUAGCUUGCUGCUCAUACACAUUAGGUCCCCACCUUCGGAGGAGGUGUAGUGCCAAUCAGCGCAGAGGUUUUUUUUAACUGUUUAUUGGCUAGGAGGGUGGCCACAAGGGAGGGGGGAAGCACAGGGAACUAUAACUAUGUAUUCCUAACACUAUUUUAUCCCUUUAAGUAAUAAUGUUUACUGCAGUGAUUUGAAAUCAUAUUUGCUAACAUUAGGACACAAAUGCUAAUAUGGCAUAGGUAUCCAAAUUGGCUAAAGUCAUAUCUAAUGCGUGUUUUUAUGUAGUAAUAAAGUAGUGUGAUACUCUUUCUAGACACAUGAAAAAGAUUAGAAUACUUUGUGCCCCUGAAUAUUAUCAGGAUUUUAGGAAUUGGGAUAAGGCUAUAUUUGAUUCAAUCGGUUACUUACUAAAGUUAGAAUUGUCAGCAAGUCAAAUGAAUUCAAAUUAAAUUUCAUAUUCAAAGGGACACUAUAGUCACCAGAACAACUACAGCUUAUUGAAUUUGUUCUGGUGAGUAGAAUCAUUACCUUCAGGCUUUUUGCUGUAAAUACUGUCUUUUCAGAGAAAAUGCAGUGUUUACAUUACAGCCUAGUGAUAACUUCACUGGCCACCCCUCAGAUAGCUGUUAUAGAUCCUUCCUGGGUCAUGGCUAAAAUGCAUCCAAACAUUCAGUAUCUCCUCCCUCUACAUGCAGACACUGAACUUUCCUCAUAGAGAUUAAUUAAUCAAUUCAUCUCUAUGAGGAGAUGCUGAUUGGCCAGGACUGUGUUUGAAUCAUGCUGGCUCUGCCCCUGAUCUGCCUCUUUGUCAGUCUCAGCCAAUCCUAUGGGGAAGCACUGUAAUUGGAUCAAGCUAUUGCAUCUAAUAUAAUUCUUAAUUCGAAAUAGUAUAAUUGAAUAUAAAAUUGACCAUAAAUUAUAAUUAAAUAUAAAAUUCACCAAAAACUGUUUGAUAUCCGGGGUCCACACUUGCAUUUUACAUUCUUGUCCCUCAUUAGGAUUUUAUUUUGAUUCACAUUGAUUGAGUUACAGAGAUGUCCCUAUACAUUACAGGCAGUUUUCCCCCUUAUUUCGGACAUUGAUGUAUUUUUGUUUGUUUUUAUGCUUAGGACACACAUUUCUGCAGUUUCGUAGAUAAUAUUACAGAAUAUGCAACACAGAGCAUCCUUGCUGCGCCUGUGAUGAACGGGAAGGAUGUAGUGGCUGUAAUAAUGGCUGUUAAUAAGGCUGAUGGCAAUAGUUUCACCAAAUAUGAUGAAGAGGUAAGACUUGUAAUGACUUUCUGGGUGAAAAAUCAUUAAGGUUAAUUAUCAGCAUGCUAACUGUAAUCAAACUGUCUAUGAUUAUUUAUACUUUAUUAACUGUUUAACUACACAAAAUAUUUUGGUAAUUGUAUUGAUGAUUUAACUAGUCAUUAAUAUUGUAUGGGAGUAGCUAAGCACAAUAAAAUGAUAAAACUGUGAAAGUCAAUGGGUUAUUAAUGAUGUGGGAAAUAUUAAUGUGAAACUCAUCUGUAUAUUAUCCAGUCACCAGUCAAUGAUACUAAACAAACUUUAUUUACUAAAAAUGAAAAUAACUUUUGGAAACUUUAAAAUGUUGUAUGUCAUUGAAUAGAGUUUGCCUAAAUUCUGUGUAGCAGAUUUGAACAUUACACACUCUUCAGGAAAAAACAAAUAAAAAAUGUUUUAUUUCUACAUACAGAACUUUAUUAUUUUGAUCAUACUUUGUUACUUAGCGAAUUUAAAGGACCACUAUAGGCAGCCAGACCACUUCAGCUCAAUGAAGUGGUCUGGGUGCCAGAUCCCUCUAGUUUUAACCCUACAGCUGUAAACAUAGCAGUUUCAGAAAAACUGCUAUGUUUCACUGAGGGUUAAUCCAGCCUCUAGUGGCUGUCUCACUGACAGCCGCUAGAGGCGCUUCCGCGAUUCUCACUGUGCAAAUCACAGUGAGAAGACGCUGGACAUCCAUAGGAAAGCAUUGAGUAAUGCUUUGCUAUGGGCUGUUCGAAUGCGCGCGCGGCUCUUGCCGCACAUGCACAUUCGCUUCUGACGUCGGAAGGGGGUAGAGAGUUCCCCAGCACAGAGGGAGCCGGCACUGGGGAAAGGUAAGUGGCUGAAGGGUUUUUAACCCCUUCAGCCCAGAGGGAGGUGGGCCCUGAGGGUGGGGAGGGUCCUAAUAACCCUAUAGUGCCAGGAAAACAAGUUUGUGGAGUGGAGUUUAGGAUUGAAUGCUGCUCUAGUUGGCACUGAGUGACUGCAAUUAAGUUAAGUGUGUUUGAGUAGUGCGUGAAAAGGGAAAAUGGCCAAUAAUGUAAGAAGUGUUGGUAAAUGAGCUAAAAAUCUUAAAUACUAAAAUCUUGUUUUUGCUGUUUAUUGGAUUGAUUUAAUAUGUUAAGUAAGCCACGUAGUGUAAUAGCUAUGAAGAAUUGUUAAUUUUUGUUUUGCAGAUGUUCCUUAAGUACCUCAAUUUUGCCAAUCUGAUACUCAAGGUGUUCCACCUGUCCUACCUACACAACUGUGAAACCAGAAAGGGUCAGGUAAUGAUCAUGAACACGCAAUCAAAUUGAACUUAGUAAAAAAGUAUUAGGUGUCUCUGAUUGUAUAAUACUUGUACAAAUAUGCCUUAAUAUAAAUUGUUUAGGAAUAUGAUACCCCUGAAAAAAUGAUCAUUGACUGGCGUUUUAGACAGGGAAAAGUAGCAUGACACGGUCACAGAUAUCAUAUAUAUAUGCAAUAAGAAUUAAAUAUACAAAUAAAACAUACUUGCCCAAAUAAAUAAAAAUGUAGUUUCCAAGAGCACUUAUGGCUUACACAAAAAAAAACUGUAGUACUCAAAGCACUAACUGAUUAUGAGUUAGGGGAAUAAAGUUUUUAAAAGGUGCACAGUGCACCUUUUCUAAUGUUUAUUCUUUUAUUGUAUGUUUGUUUGUUUUGGGGUUUUGACACUUUAAAAUUGCAGCUUUUUUAUUAGUAAUUAUUGCAAUUUUUAUAAAAUAAUUCCUAAUUCACAUUUUUUUUAGGAUUUUUACAAUGAUUUAGAGGAACCUAUCUAGAAUCUUGUAACCCUAAUACAUCCCAUACACAACAGCCCUGAAUAACAACUUGUUAAUUAUGUUAUAAUAUUACUUCUUCGUUAUAUUUAAUAUGGAGCUUACUCUAUGUUUAACUUUCAAUAAAAAGAAAACUACAAGGACCACUGCAGCUCAAUGUAGUGGUCAUGGUGUCAGGAUUGCCAUGGCACCCGCCACUGUAAGCAGACAAACCAUUUUCAAAUGGUUUGACUUCUCACUUGACGUCCACCCGGUGUCAUUCCAUGCCUCCACUACAAUCUCCUGAAAGCCAGAAGUUCUUCAGCAGGACUUUUCUUUAGUUCCCCUGAGCUAAGCCCCGCAUUUAAACAAAGGCUGCUUGUUAUCUGCUUUAUACUGAGUGCUAUGUGGAUGUAAAUUUGCUAUCAUGUAAUACUAGUGGCUUAUUUAUUUCUAGAUACUUCUGUGGUCAGCCAACAAGGUUUUCGAAGAGCUGACCGAUAUCGAAAGACAGUUUCACAAAGCAUUUUACACAGUCCGCGCCUUCCUUAACUGUGACAGAUACUCUGUAGGACUUCUGGAUAUGACAAAGACUAAGGUAGUAUUAUAAAUUGGAUAGUAUUUCUUGUUAUGAUUCCUUGUGAUAUGUGCAGCUCCAACAUUCCUGUGUAGAGCUACCAGAUAAAAUGGAUGCUGGACGGAUGAAUGACACCCAGCCUUAUUUCACAAUCACAUCAUAUUGUUAUUUUACUUGACUUUUGCUUAGCAUUUAAUCUUUGAUUGUUAAAAAAGUUCUAGCUCAGCGAAGCAUGUCUUACAUGAUUUUAAAGGUCACCCUAAGCACCAUAACAUAUUUUCAUUUCUCCAGAGGUUAUGAUGAACAAUUUGUGAAAUUACUGCAGCUCUUAGCAAACCACCUGGCAUAGUUGACAAGUUAACGUGACCCGGUCAUUUUUUUUUUCUCAGUGUUCCUUUCCUUAUGCCACCUGUAUCUUAAUAUUUAUACUCCCUCCAUUGCCACUUGUCUUUAUUUAUAUUUGUCAUUGUUUUUUCCUUGUGUGAAUCUAAAUAUCAUUUUGUUUUCCUAUGCCCAUAACUUCUGCUGUUUCCCCUUGUGUGGGAUUGGUUUUAUUGAUGGAUUAUGGGUAAAUAACGGGUUUAGCGGACUGGCAACUGAAACAGAACACAUUAUCAAAUUCUGUCCACUUUAUUGCUAUACAUAAGGUAAAAUAGUUCCUAAUUUUCCUUUUGUGAUGACUAGAUCAGCUUCGAUAUGGAUAAUCUAUUGUUCUUUCCUUCAACACUUUACACAUUAAAUAAAUCUCUAGUAAUUAACAAUACGUUUGCUGAUUUAUUCAAUGAACUCUAAUUUGCAGAAUAAACAUCAAAUGGCAAUGUUUAGGCAAAGGCUGAUCUAGAAAAAAAUCUCCAAUUCACUUAGGCUUAGCGUUUAGCUAUUGUCGCCUUAAUUGUUGCAUUCCGAUUUUUAUACACUACAAUUCAGAGUCCAUUCAAUAGAAAAUAUACACCUCUCAACUUUUAUUACAUUAAUGGUGUAAACCCAAUUAUACAUAUAUAUUUCUGUUUUUCAGGAAUUUUUUGAUCAAUGGCCAGUUCUUAUGGGUGAAGUUCCACCAUAUUCAGGACCAAGGACUCCAGAUGGUAGAGUACGUAUUUGAAGGUUAAAAUAUAUUCUCAUAAUAUCCUACACUUAACUCAUACUCAGAUGCUUUACUAGAAAUAUUGUCACGUGGCUGAUUUGGAAAAUAGCAUCAGUGUCUGUUCUUCAAUCAACAUGGCUUUCUCAAAGGCCAGAUAUAAUAAUAUUUUGAUGAAACAACUCCAGAAGUCAACUGAGAAAAUUAUCCUUUGAUAUUUAAAGAGUUUAUUUCCCGACUUCAGGAUCGGAAGACAUUCAGAUCAAUGUGAAUUAAUUCUCGUAUUUAAUUUAUACAAGCAAUUAACAUAAUUUAAUCUUACACUUUUAUGCUGUUCAUUGUUGACAUUGCAAAUAUUGAUUUAGAAUAACAAUACCAGAAGAAACAGGAAGGAAUUAAUUUGCAAAAAGGAUUGUAUUGCUUAUAUUGUCAUGUAAAUUUUUAAUGCUAAAAUAAUAAACCGUUAGUGGGACUAAAAUGGUGGCAAUAAGCUCUAGCACUGAGGCCAAAUAGUACUCCAGUGCUAAGCGCUAGAAGACUUAACACUAGAAAAGUUGAAAAAACAAAUGUUUGACUAACAGACAGCUACCGUCAACUAUCCAUUCACACACAUAAAAUACUUCCCAGUACUCGCAGUGUUUUAUUUUUAUGUUAGUAGGUAUAUAACAUGGCUUCAUCAAUACACAAAGAGUCUAAAGAAUGGCAACAACUGUGAAGUGUCGGUGCUUAAACAUAAAAUUGUAUCCAUGAUAGAAAGUUAAUAACACGUAAGUGCACAAUAAAUUGCUAUAACACCAUUUGAACUUUUCUAGGAAAUAUCCUUUUAUAAAGUGGUUGACUACAUAUUACAUGGAAAGGAAGAGAUUAAAGUUAUACCGUAAGUUUAAAAAAACAAUAUUUUAUUCUUUGACGAGAAUCUAUCAAAAUAUACUAUGGUACAAACAAAUGCUUCUCAUUCACCUUGAUUUACACAAACAUGUGGCUUAUUUACUGGCAUACAUGUGCGUACCUCACUCACUGUCACUGCUGUACUUUACUCCACAACUGCAUUCACACUCACUGCCACAGUCUUAGCCUAGAUUCCUCUGCUUCAAUCUACAAUUCUCUUCCUGCCUCUCUUUUCAUCUCUCUCUGUCUCACUCUUUAUCUCUAUCCCUGCCUCACUCUCUAUCACUCUACAUCACAUUUAUAUGCCAUAUAUCAACAUAUUACACACAAUUCAUAUCCUAUAUCUUCUUCAUAUAAAAUAAGUAUUUUUUAAACCUCCUUAAAUGUAUACUUUCCUGUGGUCACUUUCAAAGGUGCAUCAAGGGAAUUGGGGGGGGGGUGGCACACCCUGAACAUGUAUUUCUCAGCAAUGGUGUUGCUUUAGAGAAUAAAAUUUAUACCAAAUACAGAUUAAGGAUACAUUUUAAGUAUACACAUCAAAGCACUAUCACUUUAAUUGUUUAGUUUUUACCCUAUCUUCUUGUGUGUUUUUAUCACAUUAAUUUUGCCUUAUAUAUAUAUUCACAAUGCUCUUACAACAGAUUAAUUAAACACACUUUAGCUCAUUUAACACUGGCACUAUUUGAUUUGUCCCCCACGUUUGGGAUUAGUGUUGGACCCACAGAUAUUGGGGUACUAUGGUGUAGUGGUGGGCUUAACACAAUAUGACCAUAUGGUGGAACCGAAUCCCCAUAUUUGUUUGCUAAGAUAUGUGAUUCUAAGUAUCCUUGUGAAAUUUAAAAUAGUAUUUUUAUGUGUGCGCUGUUCCUUAAUCUGUAUUUCCUGUCACCAGGGCAGGCCUCUGCCUAACAAAGGCAGACAUGCGACAAGUGCAUGCACUGCAACUUCAGAUCUCAGAUAUACUUUUGGAGGUGACAGGGGAGAUGCUAGGAUCAGUCUGUAUUCUCACUGCACAGCUCCCUUGCUGUUCCGUACUGCUUGCUGGGAGUUAGGAUAUAAAAUCACUCCAGUCCCAGAAUCAGUAUAGAGCUGCAGAGAACUGUGCAAUCGUAGCACAGAGUGAUCCCAGCAGCACACCAGGGUUAAUAGGCUAAAUAAUAAAUCAAAUGUGUGCAUGAGUGUAUAUGAAUGUGAGCACAUGUGUAUCUGUGUUUAUGAAUUUAAGUAUAUGUAUGUGAAUGUGUCAAUAUGUCUGUGACUAUGCAUGUGCUGUUUAUAUGAAUUUGAGUAUGUGUAUAUGAAUGUGUGUGUCUUUGUGAAUAUGCGUGUGUAUAUAAAAUUGAGCAUGUAUCUGUGUGAAUGUUUGUGUGUAUACAUGAACUUGAGUGUGUGAGCAUGUGUGUGUAUAUAAAUGUGAGUGUAUGUGUUAGUCUUUUCCCCUACAACAAAAGGUUGUUAGGGGCAUUGCACAAGAGACAACAAAAAUAAAUCUACAGGUUUGGGGGAAGGUGCCAAUAUCACUUAGGUACCUAUGCCUCUGACAGGAGCAUACCCUACUGCAGGACCAAAUGUACAUUUCUGUCUCUCAAAUUUAUAUAUUGUGUUUUAUAGAUUUGAUUGUGCUGUUUUUCUGAAAACUAUGAAUAGGGAUUAGAAUAUAUCUUGUACCAAUGGCAUGUCUUGAGAAACAUUCUUCUAUUUCAGGAACCCGCCUGCAGAUCAUUGGGCUCUCAGCAGCAAGCUGCCCACAUAUGUUGCCGAAAACGGUCUUGUAAGUAUAACAUGUCAGUACUGUAAAGCAUACAGUGUGACUUACAAUAUUUGCAUUAUUAAAUCAGGCAUUCUCUGCUGCACUGUUGUAUAUUUCGUUAGGCAACGUAAAAAAAAAAAAAAAGAUCAGGCAUCAUAACCACUAUAACCUACAACCUGCCUAACGAAAUAUACAACAGUGCAGCAGAGAAUGCCUGAUUUAAUAAUGCAAAUAUUGUGUGAGAGGUACCCUUGCCCCAGUAAUGGGAUGGACCAUUGUGCAAUGGUUACCCUCUUACCUGGGCCACUGCCUGGCCCAAAGGUCCUCUGAGGCCAGUGAUGAGCAGAGCUGUGGAAGCUGUAUGGCGAUCCUAUCAGAGUGCCAGGAGUUUGCUCUUAGCCAAUGAAUUAAACCUUGUGCAUAGAAAUAUGCUUAACUUUUAUUCCAGGCUGUCUAAUGACACCCCAAUGACGCCAACGGAGAUGGAGUUAAAUGUCCAGUGGCAAAGAGGUUUAACUCUGUAUGUGCAGCAUUUCAUAGCGAAAUUCUGCGUAUAGAGACUACGGGCUCCAUGACCACUUCAUAUCACUGAAGUGGUCAUGGUGUUUGGUAUAACCCUUCAGCUUUUCUCUUUCCUGUCUUUUUCUCUAUUUAUGUCCAAACAACUAAACAUAUCCACUUUAAAUCAGCCUUUAACCUCUUACCCAUAUCAGUUCCUGUGGAUUUCUGUCUCUGAGCUAGGAGUUAUAUACAUUGCAGAUCUAAUUUUACUUUAGAUAAUCAGGAUUUUUCCCAACUGUUCUAAGUGUUAUUAAAUUUAUAGCCAAUUUUGGAUAUCGUCAAUGCCUAUCCUUGCAAUUUUUGUUGUGCCUUAUAUUUUCAGAUUUGCAAUAUCAUGAACACAGGAGCUGAUGACUAUUUUGAGUUCCAGGUAAAGUAAUCUUUAUUGUUGGAAACUGAGAAAAAAAAUGAAACAAAAAAUACCAAAAAUUAUUUUAAAUAUAUGUAGAAAAUUAUGCCUGGAUAUAUACUAACACAUUUUGAUAUUAUAUUCUUGAGUUAUGUUAUGGGGUGAAGAAUGCAAUCUUUUAAUAUGAAUGUGUCAAAUUUUAAAUCAAUUAAAAAAAAUAUAUAGUAAUAAAUAUAGAAGUACAACAAUAUAAAAAUAAAUCAAACUCAUACAGCAAAAUCUAUUAAUUGGUUUAAAAAUCAGAUGUGAGCAAAGUUAAAUAAACAAUAAUGUGAAAUAUUCUUAUUGUAACGGCUCCCCGAGUAGGUGAAGGGGAUAACGCCGCCAAAGCUGUUCUUUUUCACUAAUACAAAGUCAGCUACCGAACACUCCUAAGUGCCGAACAGGAAUCAUUCGAAAUAUCCCCCCAAGUACGAGACCAGGCUCUGUAUUGAGGGUCAAGCAUGAUCUGUUUAAUGGUGGCUACAUGUCAGCAUUUUAUGCAGGUCUUCCAACAAUGGACACUCCCAUAGGGACCUUGUGGAAGACUAUGACAGUUUUUACAAUAACCAAUCACGUACAAGUACAGUAUGGCAACACAUUCCCACAUCAACAAUGCAACUCCUCCUCUCUAUCCUGGAGAUAAUUGGAUUAAGUGCUUGAAGUACCUCAAUUACAUUGAGGCAUAGAGAAUAUCCCCAUUUUACAGUAAUGGUAAAAACACAUUGACAUACAUAUUUCCCAAUAUACCAAACGGAACCCCCACAUUCAACAUAUCCCCAGAUAGCUUAGAUCUGAGCGCUUAAUAUAACCGAACAGCGCUCAGAUCCCAUACCUGUAGUUUAAUCGCCAUGGAGUUAAAGCCUUGUACAUUGUGCGUUCAACUAAAUGAAUGAGCUCCAUGGGUCUACUAUCUGGUACAAUUCGGUUCAUGGAUUGUAAGUUUACCGAAUGGCACAGCGUUCGUAUGAAUUUGGAACAAAGCGAUGGAUGGUCAGUGAUUUCAGCAGUGUUCGUGGGAAUCAGUGUCCGAAAUCAGUUCCAUGUUUUUGUAGACGAACACCACUGGGCGUUCGACUGUCCAAGAUGGCCGCCGCUAUAUGUUCGUUCAUACGAACGAUGACCACCCAGCCGACCGUUCGGGAAUUGGAAGUAACUACGGUUAACCACAAUGUUAAUGAGGGCAGAAAGGUUAACGAGCAGCACACUUCCCUGCUGGGUGGCCUGCCAUUCGGUAGUUUGUUCGUUCAUCUUUUGAUGAAUGCAAGCAGGAAACAUACGAACAACCGAUAACCGAUGAACAAUCAAACAAAAUAGGUUUAAAUAGUAAUCCAGAGGCAGGGAGUUCUACCACAUUUAUAUACACUGGGAAUUCUUAUGAAUGGAUGAACGAUAUAAGGAUAAGUGAUGGCAAAAGACAAAUGAGGAUGGAUGAACAGUACGUUGAUAAACACAGGAUGUUUGUGAGAGGCACAUAAAUAUUGGACAGAACUGAACAAAUACCCUGGUUAUGAGUAAAUGGAACAUGGCUCUUAGCUAAGAAAUAAUUCAGAAUUAUUCUAGUUUUAAAAAAUAAACAAACAGUUCUCUCUUGAGUUUAGUAACUCAAAUGUUUAAAAAAAAAACAACAACAAAACAGGACUUUUUUUAGUAUCUAGAUCCAAGCCCCUAUGCAGUUGCUCCGCUAAUUCAGAUGUGAACACCCACCUUCUCUGUUUGAUUAUGGACAGCUGUGAUAAUUUGUGAGUAGUAGGGGCAAGUUAGCCCAGGCCCCCCAACCCAUUAUUAAAGGCUAAGGUUAGACAGCUAAUGCAAAGCACCCCACCAUAUCCAAACUGCAGUACAAGACAGUUUGAUUCAAUGCAGAGAUAGAACAGGUACAAGUGUACAUAUUCCUGAAAUAAACUCUCCUAUUUUUGGAUACCACCUUGUCUGCCCAGGUUUUCUAUCUCUAUUGAAUUGCUGGGAACUUGCCUCUCCCUCUUUGGUGCACCAUUAUGAACUUUAUCCCUGUUUAUUGUGUGCGUUUCCAAUUUGGUGACCGAAACUGAUAAAAUCCAGAGUGCAAUGUCUAAAGAUGCUGCACCACAACUACUUCAAUGCACUAUAACUUAUGAUGCUUAGAGUGCAUCAUAACUUAUAGCCCACUUUUUCUGUCAUUUUUGUUUCCACUGUAGAAGGUUCAACUGACUCAAAUUCCAAAAACGUAUCCUUUCCCGUGGUGCAAAGUAUGUUCUGUUUCCUGUGUAAAGUAACAAAAUGUAAACUGCAAAAAUCAAACAAUGCAUUCUUUUAAUAUGAUAUUGCACUUUAACACAUUUUGUCAUGUUUCUACUCAGAAAGGUCCUGUUGAUGAAUCUGGUUGGAUGAUUAAAAAUGUCCUCUCAAUGCCCAUUGUUAACAAAAAAGAAGAAAUAGUUGGGGUGACCACGUUCUACAACAGGAAGGAUGGAAAACCCUUUGAUGAAAUGGAUGAAGUGCUCUUUGAAGUAAGUUAACCUUGUCACAUUGUAAACCUUUCCUUAUAACUAAUCCAAGAACAUAUGGGGGAUUCUCCAAUUUGGCCAAGCUAUUAUCAAGAAUCAAGAACCAUCACCUUCAUAUAAAUGUAUUCAUUUCCAAUGUAAAGCCAGCUACUCUGGCACAUUGGACAAUUCCAAGGUCGAUAAAACUUUAUUCCAAGGUGAAAGAAAUCUCUAGGGAGCUACAGUACAUGUAAUUCUUCAAAUCUUGGACACAUGACACAAAUGAAGUAGCUACAUGUUUAAGUAUGUGAAUAGUUAUAAUAAUGAUAAUAAUGUAUAAAGGCAGAAGGUUAUUUUACAUUAUUUAAAAUCAGUAAAGUUGGAAACCACUAUGUAACAAAGGGAUUUGCCCAGGUAAGAGAAAUGCAGAAAAUAUUUUUCCCAACCAACUUCCUCUAUGAAAACAGAGGAGAUAAUUUGCAAAAUGUAGCACAGGAAAUGAAUACUGUAUAAAACAUCUCACACUGUCAUGCUUUGUGUUACUUAAUGGAAACACAUUCUGACCUUUCUAUCACCAAUGUUUUAUUCUUCAGUCUUUGGCGCAGUUCCUUGGUUGGUCUGUCCUGAAUACUGACACCUAUGACAAAAUGAAUAAACUGGAAAACAGGAGGGAUAUUUACCAGGAUAUGGUCAGCUAUCACGUGAAAUGUUCAGACGAUGAACUGCAGAUAAUCCUGGUAUGGAGAUCUUCCAAAUGAUUUUAUUUCCCCACUUCAACAAGGAAUAUACGUCCCACUUUGACCAACAUAUAUUGUAAUUGCAAAAAUGUUUAAGCACACAUUGGUUCAGUGCACUGUUCAUAAAAGUCUGUUUUCAGAAUAUAUUUCACCAGAAUUAACAUUAAUUAACAUUCGACCCAUCUAGUCUGCCCAAUAUUUCAAAAUGCUUUUAAUUAGUGUCUGGCCUUAUCUUCAAGCCAUAAAUCAAGCCAUUAUAAAUCAUUAUUUUUAGGCUUGGCGUUGGGUUUAUACCUACUCCUAUUAUGAAUGUUUUUAGUCUGAUACUUUUGUAACUGCCCACAAGAGAUGGGGUGCAUGACUGGUCUUUCUUCGUUUCCGUCUCUCUCUCCCCCCUUCCAUCCUUCCCCUUCCUUAUUUUUUUUUAUUUCAGUUUUUUCUUAUUUGUGUUUUGAUUUUAUUAUUUCAUAUUUCUAGUCAAUGCAGUGUUUUGUGAGUUUUAUUUUUGUAAUUAUCAUUAUUAUUGCUUUGUUUGGCAAACACUGGCACAUGCAUGCCUCUUCACCUUUCUACCCUCUCUUACCACGUAUCUUAUAGUUAUUUUUUGCAUUUUAAAUUCUACCCUUUUACCUUGAGCUUGUUUUAUGUUUUGGUUGUUUACUAAACACUUGUUAUUAUUAACAUUGACAAAACAAAAAGUAACAAACAGGGAGAACAGUCACAUUAAAUAUCCAAUGCGUUCCGUACCUGGAGGUCCUUAGACAUAGGAGUACAAUUCAUUUAGACUGAUCCCUUUGUGAGUGCACUUAGCACAGCACCAUGAGCAGGUUGACCUCUACAGAGCACUCAUUGACCACAUAAUUGCAACAUGCCAGUGAGAACUUGGGCCAUAUCCCAGGAGAAGGUACAAAAUAUUCAGAUGCCAUGCAGGAGAUGUGUAUCUGAUAAAACAUAAAUAUAUAUUACAUAUAUAACCUGUACAUACAAAGUUGCUUAUAUCCAUAUGUGUAAAUAAAACCAUCCUCCUCAAAACAUACACUUAUUGUGUUUAAGUAACUGCUAUCAUAGUAUACUCAUUUUCUCCCAGAAAACAAAGGAGGUGUUUGGCCGGAAGCCGGACGAGUGUGAGGAAGAAGAAUUGUAUGAAAUACUGGUAGGUUAUAAACAUUCAGGCUUUCAGAAAGGCUUUUCAUGUAAUGGCACAUCAUAGGAAGGAAUGGCACAAAGAAAGAUGUUGUGCAACAAUAACAUACUUAAUUUCAGUUUACAACUAUAAAAAAAGUCCCCAAUAUCGAAUAUAACAUACAAUAUGUUCGCCAAGUGGUUCUAGAACCCUGGUUUGGGAUCCAGAAUAGGUCCCCAUGUCAUUUUGAGUGGCCACAUUAAUAGGAAUAGACCCAUAUAUUUAGCAAGACCUACGUAAUUGCCCACAAUAAGUAGGUUACAUGGUAAAAUGAUUUUCCUUUGUGGACUCCCCUUUGAUCCUUGGCAAUGAACAUAUUAUUUUCCAAAAUGCCAAACUACCUUUUGAUGUUAAGUAUUUCCCACUUGAAGAAUGGAUCAGUGAGAUAAGUUUCUGAAUUAAGAAUGGACCACCAAGCAAAUUCGUGUUUAUAAUUUAGUUCCUUGUUAAGCAAGGUUAGAAACCCUGUGCCAAGGAAGGAAUUAGGUUGCAGAAGCAGUAAUACAUUUUGUAUGGACAAUUUGAGUUAGAUCAUUUAAUUUGUAUGUAUUUUUAUUUCAAACAUUUUAUUUUAAAUACAUUUAUGUUUACCAUUGCACAACUAUUAAUAAUUGUAUUCAUAAAAAACAUUAGACUAAAAUGAUUUCUGGACCUAGUAUUUCAUCACACAAGAUAUCUCUGAAAAGUUCCUUUAGUAGAAUCCUCGUUUAUAUUCCUUUAACUGAUUCAUGGACCUAGAUCACCUUUGACCUUGAAGCCCCGGUUCUUCAAUGAGAACUUAAGUUUGCCAUUUUAAAGAACACUUCUAUGCAUUGAGCUAGCAUUAACAAAUAUUUAUUUAAUGUUUGCAGCAAGAAGAACUUCCAGAUCCAGACCAGGCUGAGAUAUAUGAAUUUCACUUCAGCGAUCUGCCUGUUCCAGAACUUUACUUGGUUAAAUGUGCUAUUCAGAUGUACUAUGAGCUAGAAGUUGUCGACAAAUUCCAUAUACCGCAAGAGGUAUUCAAAAAUGACAAGCACAUUGUAACGUCAUGUGUUAGGACACUGUAAGCACCCUAACAACAACAGCUCAUUAUGGGGCAAAUAUUCUUUAACUGUUUUUCUCAAUUUUCUGUAAAAACUGUUUCAAAUAGUUUAUAAAAAUAGGGCUCUCUCAGCACCCAAACUUGGCUCAUCCACUAUCACAUGCAUCCUGAAUAUCCUUCAAAAACUGCCCAACAUGGACCAAAAAAAAACAGGAAUUGAGGGGUUCCUGCUUUACUACGCUCAGGAUAAUUGAAGUUAAAUGCUGAUCUUAUAUAAUAUCCCUUAUGGACAGAAAAGACAGAGUGCCAACACUGGUGGUGGCAUAGCCGAGUUCUUGCACUAUGUUGAUACCCUCCAAUGUUGGAUGACUUUGGGUUCCAAAGGCUCUUUGGUAGUAGUUAUUGCGCCUAGAUUGUUACUUUAACUGCCAUCAUUUCAUAGAGUGUAUGGGAGUGUAUGGGAGUGUAUGGGAGACAGGCAAAAAGCACAAACUGAAUACUAGUUCAUAGGCAGGACUUUAAGGUUUGAAAGUGGAUCCCAUCAAAAGCAUAUACUCAUACUUCCUAUCAUUGGGAGCUAUGAAAUCAAUGCCAUUUGCCUCACCAGUGACUCCAGUCCUACCUGGAAAGUGGGCAGGUUUGCACAAAGAAGGGCAUGUCAGAUUUAAUGGACCCCAGGCUGGGUGACAGCAUGACUGGUCAGCUAGACUCGGCGCUAACCAUGCUGAGAGCUUUGUGAGGUAUUCUGUGCCUGGUUAGGUUCAGCAUGGUGUAAGAGCAUCUAGUGGUGUGCUUUCUAGGGAAGAUUCCCUGGUUUGUCCAGAUGCAGGACAAUGGAAGAAAUAUCAAGGAAUGAUGGCAAAUGUCUAUACAUACUAUGUAAAAAGUAACCGUGGGUUUUUGGUAUUUAAUGAAAGUCUCCCAGGUGCUAAAAUGAAUGACAUUGAACAGAGCUAGAACUCUUACUAAUGACUCUUUGGCCUUCAAAUGUCCUUUAUUAUUUUCAUCAUGAAAUGGAGAAGACAGUUUAUAAAGUAUAUUUGGGCUAUUUGUGACAGUUGUCAAGCCAAUACUGUCAUGAAUAUCAUAAAAUGUGCCUGAUCUUUUGUAAUUUUUUGUUUUUGCGUUUGUACUGAUAGUGUACUCUCAUUAUUUUCUGUGAAUUAAGUACACCAGAAAACAAUUAAUUUUGAAUUAUUUUACAUAUAAACUAAUGAAAAAGUUCACCUAUUAUUUUAUAUAAAGUGAUUUUUUUUAGAUGUGGACAUUCAGGGAAUAUAUUUUGUAUGUAGCAUAAUUUUGUAAUCUCUGCUUUUAUACAGGUAUUAGUGCGGUUUAUCUUUUCUGUGAGCAAAGGAUACAGGAAAAUUACUUACCAUAACUGGCGGCAUGGCUUUAAUGUAGGACAAACAAUGUUUACUCUACUCAUGGUAAGAAUACAACGUUAUCCACUAAACUAGAAAAUGUGUGAAAUUGGCCAGGGAUUUACAGAUAAUAAGCCUGAAUAGCCAAUCUGCAAAUUUAGUAUUUUUUUAGAGUAAUUUGGAUGUCAAAUCACAUGAAUUGUGAAAGUCCUUUAAAUAGCAUAUAUUGACUAAGCAUGUUUUUAGCUCCCUGGCAGUUUAAAAGUUUGUUAGGAUUACAGAGGGGUUGAUGGAUGUUACAGUAAACUUUGAUUCAUUUGAAGAACUGUCACCACCCCCCUGAAAAACUUGUAUUUUAUAAAGAUAAAAUCUUUAUAAAAUACUAAUUGUGACUGUGUUGGAAUUUUACUGAAAUUGUACAAGAGAUAUACUGAGACAAAAUUGGGAAUACUUUGUUACUGUACAUAUCCUCCGCCUGACAUUCUUUCUGAGCUACCGUUCUCUAGCUCUGUCUCGCAGGAUCCUCCGUAGACCUCAGUGCUGUACUGUGAUCUAAUGUAUAUUAAGCAGCAUUGUUGUAAAUUGCUUUUUUUUUAAAGACAUACGGAGAGCAGAUCCACCCUCUGGUAAAGGUAUUUGUCCAAGUGUCAUUAAAAAACAAAAACAAAAAAUGGAAAAAUGACUUGCAUCUUCUUUUUCUAGACAGGAAAGCUCAAACGCUAUUAUACAGAUCUGGAAGCCAUGGCAAUGGUGACUGCAGCCUUCUGCCAUGAUAUUGACCACAGGGGCACUAAUAACCUGUACCAGUUGAAGUAAGUACCACUUCAUAUAUCACGCAGCUUGUGUUUUGUCCAAUGCUACCUACCACCAAUAUAUCUCCCAUGACUAUAAUAGCCUUAAACAGGCAGCAGUCACUAUAAUAAUAUAGGAAUAGUGAUCCUGGCUGCUGUUGGUCUAUCAGUAGUCACAUGCAUGUAUAUAAACACAGAGUUUCUUUCUUUUUUUGUUUUGUUUUUUAUGUUAAUGAUUUAACGUGUGAGUUAAACUGUGUGUUCAGCGGCAUUCUCAUACCAUUAGCAUGUUUAACAUUGGACACUUGGCGUUUGCGUCCUUAAUUGACGCAAGUAUGUGCCUUCCCAGUGCCUCAUUUUGAUGUAGUGGACACGUCCUUUUUUUAGCAUCAUUUGGCAUAACUGGUUUCGAUCUUUAUAAGAUCUGACACAAUGAUAAGGUCCUUAUCGUUAUAAUAUAGUGCUUGUUUUGAUUUUGGUCUCCUUCUUGUCUUCCUGUUACGAGCUAACAAGCUAGUUACAAGUUACAAUAUAACUUAUUAUUAUUAUUAUUAUUGCAAUUUAUAUAACGCCAACAGAUUCCGCAGCACUUUACAGUAUUAUUAGAGGUGGGAUUUAACUAUAAAGAGGACAAUUACAUAAAACUUACAGGAACGUUAGGUUGAAGAAGACCCUGCUCAAACGAGCUUACAGUCUAUAGUAGGUGGGGUAUAAAACACAUUAGGACAGGAAAUACCAAUCAAAUACUGUGGGUGUGAAGCAGAGCUGGAGGAGAGAGUAGAGUGUUGCCCUUUAGAAGAGAGCAAGAGACAGGUAUGUGAGGUAGAGGUUACUCUGGGAGGCCAUAACCUUUCCUAAAGAGAUGGGUUUUAAUGCACUUCUUAAAUGAUUGAAGACUAAGGGAGAGUCAGUGUGUUUAAUGACUAUAUUCGAUUGCUGCAUGCCCUGAUUUGUCUACCUCUGGUAUCUUGACCCAGGCUUGUCUAUUGUUUUCUUAGUAUGUCACACCUUGCCAUGUCCUUUGUUCAUGUUAAGCCCAGUGACUCUAAGGUCUGAUAAUUCUUUCUGCCAAUUUUUUUUAACAUCUGCAGUUAGGGAUUCACAUACUUACCUAGUAUGAAGCCUGGCGAUAAGACGCUUUGAAAUAAUCAAUAAAAUCGUAUCUUUAAAUAUUAAUGUUUUUUCCACACAGGUCCGGUCAUCCCCUAGCAAAACUUCACGGAUCAUCUAUCUUAGAAAGGCAUCACUUGGAAUUUAGCAAAACAUUACUCAAAGAUGAGGUACUGUAUCCAAACAGUGCUUACUGACUUGCUUUUAGCAUUAUUAGAAAGAUAAAGUUGAGGUUUCAUUAUCAGUUUGGAAUCUGUUACUUCUACGUCAUACUGAUAUUUCAUGAUCUUUUUUCAUAGUCAGUAAAUAUCUACCAGAACCUAAACAGAAGGCAGUAUGAUCACGCAAUCCAUAUGAUGGACAUUGCAAUCAUUGCAACAGAUUUAGCUUUGUAUUUCAAGUAAGUAUUGAUUGACCUCUAGAACAUUUUGUGUUAAUCAGUCAGGCCGUAGCUCAUGUGACAAUAGUUCAUCUGUGUUUAGAACUAUUUUCCUGCAUAGAAGACAGUCUUUAAUUUACUUUUUCAUCAAUGUGUUCUGCUUUCAACAGCACUUUAGUUCUGCUACCAGUUCAUAGCCAUUGUAAAUUGCUUAACAAACCAACUACUUAGUUCGAGUAAGAAAAUCUCUUAAUUUAUCUUUAUUUUUGUCCUCUCAACAAAUCACUUCUAAAAGAUAACAAACUUUAGGAGGCAUUUUCACACUUAAGGUUACAUUCUAGAAAUUAUUAAAAGGACACAGACAACAUAUUUCUAUUGCAGAGGUCACACAUCUACAUUACCAGUAUCAUUUUGUUCACAUUUGGUCAGCAUUCAUUGCCUGUGCUAUUUGUCAUUGCUUAGAUAAAAAAAAUAUAUAUUUCAUCUCCAUUAGUACUCCAUUAGUACUCAAGAAAUGAAUAUUGCCAUACAAGCUCAUAUUCCAGGCAUUUAAAUGUAACCAAAUGACACAUUCCACCAAAUGUGUUUGGUCCUUGUGUGCCCUUACUUAUUGGUUGCUAUUUAAAAUGACAUGUAGGGAGGGUGGGCAGUAGCAUAGUAAUGGAGUGUGGGGGGCACAUAGCACUACUUUCCUGGCUCUGCACUGCUCCAUAUAUAGCGCAGCUGAGCAGGACUGUGAAAGAGAGUUUUCACAAUCAACUGCCCAGUCUGUCAAAGUUGCUUGGCAUACUAAGAGAGCUAUGAGUAGAAAGGGCAAAUCUGCACUCCCUAUGUCAUAGCCACCCUCACUAAGUCAUAUCUGCUCUCCCUUUACUUACCUCUAAUGCUAUUUACUGAAAUAACACUCCGGGUAUGAAAACCCUUUUCCUCAGUACUGCUCAGCCACACUGCAGUCAUGGUAGGAGACAUUCGCAAGGGAUAGAGGGUGGACAAGUUCAAAGAGGUGAACAAACAGGGAAUGGGAGAAUUUGGGAUUUGACAAACUGCAAAUGUCCCAUAGUUGAAAAACUGAGACUGAAGGGGUGGACUGACAGGUAAUGGGGGGGGGUGGGUGAGGGGUUUGGGGUUCAGACUGAAAGUACUAGUGGGUGGACAAACAGAGAAAGAGGGAAAGACAUACAGAAUGGGAAAACAAGGCUCUAAAAUAUUUUUAAGAUGGGGAGCCCUCAUUAUUGGUUCCUAUUGUGUUUUGGACCCUUUGCUUCUUAUUUCAAUAGAAUACAAUGUUCCUGGUAUUCUUGCCUCUCUAGAUUUGAAUUAGUCUCACAUUUCCACCAGUGGAACUGAUAACUAAAUUCUGAUUAUACAUUUCACAUUCAUAAGUCUACCUUUCUCACAGGAAAAGGGCCAUGUUUCAGAAAAUAGUAGACCAGUCGAAAACAUAUGAAAGCGAGAAAGCAUGGACGGACUAUAUGAUGCUGGAACAGACUCGAAAAGAAAUAGUCAUGUAAGUUCCAUUAGAACAGACAUUUCCUCUAUAUGCGUUCCAUUUCAUCUUGAUAUGAUGCACAAUUAUAAUUGUGAUUUAUAAUAGUUUAACGAGCAUGAUAGCAAAGUAUAUUUGUUUUUCUAAAUAUAUUUCAAAAUAAAAUUAUAUGUGCACUUUAUGAUUUCCAUGUACAAUACUUGAUGUAUAUUAUUCCUAAUUUGGUACCAUCUAUCUUAACAUAAUGCAAGAAAGAAAUAUCAUUAAAUUAUAUUUAUGUGUUUUGUAUAUUUUAAAGUAUGUUAGUGUAACACAAGCCAGCAUUAACGCACAUAUAAAUGUCAAGUUUAUACAUCUUGUGAGAUUUGACAUUCCAUUUCCUAUGUAAGGAAUUAAAUAGCUUUCUUUGCUGUAUAAAAAUAUUCCUGUUUAUCACUAACUAAUAUAAACUCAUCCAUAUGGCAUGUGGAAGAUUUUUUCAUACGCAUAGAAUUAAUUUGCCAAAUUUGGUUAUGAGUUAUUUUUAUUCUUAACUAUGAGAUUGUUUGAGUGGUAACACAACGGAAGUAAAAAUGUAAUUCGGUCAUUACUUGAAAUGUCAUUUUCAGUAGCAUUUAGAUAAGUGAAUUACUAGACUAGAGGUAUUUAUAAAUUUCUGGUGAUUGCACCAUAAUGGAAUUGUUGUUUGCCUUCCCACCAUGUUAUUUACAUGUUACCAUGUCAUCAUCAAUACAACUUUAGCUUAAUGAAGCAGUUUUUGUGCAUAGAUCAUGCAUGUGAUGUUUCACUGCUCAAUUUACUGCCAUUUAGGAGUUAAACCACUUUGUUUCUGUUUAUGCAGCUCUAGCCACACCUCCCUUGCUUGUGACUCAUACAGCCUGUAUGAAAACAAAAUGAUUUAGUUUUCAAUCAGAUGUAACUUACUUUAAAAGUUUUUAUCUCCUACUCUGUAAAGUGAACUUUAGGUUCCUACAUUGUCUAGCAAUCUAUUAACAGAGCAGAUGAUAAGAAAUUCUAAAUUAAACAUAAUUUGCAAUACAGGAAGUCUAAACAUUAGAUGACUCUUUACAGGAAGUUUUUAGGAAGGCUGUGUAAGUCACAUGCAGGGAGGCGUGCCUAGGGCUGCAUAAAGAAAGUGCUUUAACUACUAAAUGGCAGAAAAUUGAGCGGUUAGACUGCAGGAGCAUGAUCUAUACACCAAAACUUCUUUAUUAUGCUAAAGUUGUUUUGGUGACUAUAUUGUCCCUUUAAUGAUUAGCCUAUCUAAUGGUUGUGGAGUAGAUGUAAUUUGCCCAAAAAUGUUACAUGUUGUGAGUGACUAUAUGUAAUUGACAGAAAGGAUCUUAAUAGGUCUCCUGUGCUGAUUUCAUACAAAUACAACAUUUAUUCAUUGUGACAAUUUUGAGAGAAUUUUAGCAGUAUGAAUAGAGUCAACAGCUCCAGGGAAUUGGCUGCAGGAACAGUUAAAGCAUGUUAUAUGUGUAGUAUGUCUUAUACGUAAUAUCUUCCAAAUAGAGAGCACUCUGAAAUCGUUUAAGGAAAAUUUACUGUUGCUUUAUUCAGCAAUCAAAUACAGUGUUGACGUUUCAGUCAAUUCACACUUUUAUCAAGACAACUAUAUAUAUAUAUAUAUAUAUAUAUAUAUAUAUAUAUUGAAUAGAGAUAUUCCCUAGAUAGAGAACCCAAAUAGGGAAUAUAGACAGAAACGGGUUAUAGGGGUGGCAAAACGGGCAUAACCCUGCGUAAAGCACAAAAUAUACAAAAAAAUGAAGGAACGGCCGCCCCGUAGCAAACCGGGCUGCUCACCUUCAAUGCCACCCAAAAAUAGGGCGUCUAAGAAAAAUAAAUAAAUUUUAUUAAGAAUAGUGACUUAACAUCAAAAAAAAAUCUAAAUCAGAAAAGAACUUAGGAACUCGUACGUAUAACAGUAGUUAUGCCUAUUAAACUGUAAGACUACAGUGGGGACAGCAUGUAUCAAUCACUAUUGCAUGUAGCAAUUUAAGCUAAAAAAAGAGUUAAUGCUACAGAUGAUGCUUUGGAUACAUGUUAAAGAUGGCAGGUUAAAUAGACUUGUGUGAAAAAAGGUUGGAGGGGGCCUAUAAGUGGAGAAAGAAACAGAAUGGUUCCAAAUGAACCCCAAGACUGAAUAAAUCAGUCUCACAAUGUCUCCAUAUCAUGUGAACGCCCCAUCAUAAUUAACCAAUCAACAAACUGUUAGAAAAGAGUUCACUAAAGGUUAUACAUCUGACAAAAAAAACCAAAAUACCUAAGGACUCAUAUGAAUAGCAAAAUGCUACCUAUUGACUGCAGGGUUACAGUAUAUAUAAUAUGUGUAAACACUAUUUCAAUAGCAAUCAAAACUCAAAAAGAGUUGAUGCUAAAAGUGAUCUAAACAAUAUAUAUUAUAUUAUGCCCUGCAGAAAAUCAGAGAGUGCAGAAUAAUACACUUGUAUUGGAAAUCGAAAGGAUAGGGGAGAUAAUAUGAACGGAGAGAGGAAUAUAAAGUCGGAAUGGAUAUAAAUGUAGAGUAGCUCCAGAUAGAGUAGAAGCUAGAUAGAUAAACCUCACAGUAACUCCAUAUUAAGUAAUCGCCCCAGCGUAUUAAAUAAAUCAACCCCAAAGUCACUGCAACACUCUGUCAAAAAAAAGGGAGUACACUAAAGGUAUAACAAAAUUAAAAAUAACAUCGGAGAAAAAAGCCCGACGCGCGUUUCGGCGGGUAAACCGCCUUUCUCAAGAGCGAAAUCAAGUAUAUCAAAUUGGGUCCCCUUUUCCCCCGUUUAAAUAACCCCUACUGACCUCCCAUCAGGUGGUAUCAUCCAAUCCCCUUGCUUAGCGGGAUUGAUUAUUACGCAUGUCCCGCCAAAGAGUCCGCGCAUGCGCACCAAACUUAGAAUAGAUGGUCUCUUAUGGCCAUCAGUGCGCAUGUCAAAAUAUCAGUGCAGGAACAGAACAGCGUACAAAGCGUCUGUGCACGCGCGCCAAACUCAAAGUGGGUGGUCUCUUGUGGUCGUCAGUGCGCAUGUCAAAACUUCGGUACAAGGACAGAACAGCGCACAAAGUGAACAGUCCCGCCACAUAGUACAUGCAUAUUUGCGCAUGCGUGCCAAACUCGAAGUCAGUGGUCUCUUAUGAUCGUCAGUGCGCAUAAUUAAAAGAGAGAUGUCCACAUCUAUACAGGAGUUUAGUAAGGAUAGGGGGGAGGGAGAAAAAUAAAAUAAAAAAGACGAAAAAACUUAAUCCUAUUAAUCAUAGUAGAAGAUAAAAUAAUAUAUAUAUAUUAUAGACAAAAAAAGUGAUAAGAGUAAAAACUUUCAAAACUUUCGGCAAGGCUGGUAAUAAUAGAUAUGGGAAAAAGGAGAUGGGAUAUAUAUAACCCAAUGAGUCAUAUGUUUAUAUAAAGGGGGCAAAAGAGAAGCCCUCGUUCAGACCCAAGGGUUGGAGUGUUUUGAGUUCAUAUAUCCAUCUAGAUUCCCUCUGUCUCAGUAUUUUGUCAAAAUCCCCACGUCUAGGGGUCCUUUUUACCAAUUCCAAUCCACAGAAUUUGAGAUUAUUAGGGUCCCCAUGGUGAAAUUCUUUAAGAUGUCUGGAUAUAGGUGUCUCAAGGCGAUUCUUAGGGAAUCUCACAUGUUCCGUGAUUCUAUCUUUAAAUGCUCUAAAAGUUUUCCCCACAUAUUUUUGUCCACAAGUGCACUGAAGCAGGUAUACAAGGCCCUUGGUAUUACAGUUAAAGAAACUUUUAACUUUAAAAGAGCCCAGGCCUUGGCUAUCACUAACAAUCUUGGAGUUUUUGAGGAUAAACUUACAAGCUACACAUUUGCCACAGCCAUAUGUGCCGGUUGGGGGAGUACCCAACCAAGUGGCACGUGGUUGUGUUUUAAUAGAAAAAUGACUGGGUACCAAUAGAUCGCGAAUAUUACGUCCCCUCCUAGCUGUAAUAUUCACAUGUGGGCUUAGAGCCCCCUUGAGAUGUGUAUCGUUUAGUAGGAUGGGCCAGAAUCUUUCAAGUGACUUCCGUACUUCUGACCACCCCCUAUCGAAUGUUGCGAUCAUACGGAUAUUUCCAGCAUCCUUCUUAGUCGUUUUUUCAGUAAGGUCACACAGUAAUUCAUCCCUUUCUGUUUGUAGUGCCUUCUUGUAGGCUUUUUUCAGGCAACGGUUCGGAUAGCCCUUCUCCUUAAAAUGUUGUCGAAGUUGUUUUGCUUUUAAGAUAAAGUCCUGGGUGUCACUACAGUUUCUCCGAAGGCGGAGGUACUGUUCCACCGGGAUACCCUCUUUGAGGGGUCGGGGAUGGUGACUAGUCCAGUGUAGGAGAGAGUUAGUUGCCGUAGGUUUUCUAAACAGUGUAGAAUGAAAUGUGCCAUCUUGGCUAAUACUGAUGGUCACAUCCAGAAAGUUUAUGGACCGUCCUCCGAAUUCAGAUGUAAACCGAAGAUUUUGAUCGUUACAGUUAAGUAAUCCUACCAUGUCUGAAAACUCUUGGGGGGUGCCCUGCCAGACAAUCAAUAUCUUAUCUGGAUAAAGGAGGAAGGGAGACAAACACCUUAUGCUCAAUGUCCUUUCUCUGUUCAGAAUUCUGAUUAAUCAUAUCCCUCUUAGAGGCAGAAGCAGUUUAACCUUUACUUCAGCCACACCACCAGGGGUCGCUACAUUGACGACAUUUUGAUUGUCUGGCAGGGCACCCCCCAAGAGUUUUCAGACAUGGUAGGAUUACUUAACUGUAACGAUCAAAAUCUUCGGUUUACAUCUGAAUUCGGAGGACGGUCCAUAAACUUUCUGGAUGUGACCAUCAGUAUUAGCCAAGAUGGCACAUUUCAUUCUACACUGUUUAGAAAACCUACGGCAACUAACUCUCUCCUACACUGGACUAGUCACCAUCCCCGACCCCUCAAAGAGGGUAUCCCGGUGGGACAGUACCUCCGCCUUCGGAGAAACUGUAGUGACACCCAGGACUUUAUCUUAAAAGCAAAACAACUUCGACAACAUUUUAAGGAGAAGGGCUAUCCGAACCGUUGCCUGAAAAGAGCCUACAAGAAGGCACUACAAACAGAAAGGGAUGAAUUACUGUGUGACCUUACUGAAAAAACGACUAAGAAGGAUGCUGGAAAUAUCCGUAUGAUCGCAACAUUCGAUAGGGGGUGGUCAGAAGUACGGAAGUCACUUGAAAGAUUCUGGCCCAUCCUUCUAAACGAUACACAUCUCAAGGGGGCUCUAAGCCCACAUGUGAAUAUUACAGCUAGGAGGGGACGUAAUAUUCGCGAUCUAUUGGUACCCAGUCAUUUUUCUAUUAAAACACAACCACGUGCCACUUGGUUGGGUACUCCCCCAACCGGCACAUAUGGCUGUGGCAAAUGUGUAGCUUGUAAGUUUAUCCUCAAAAACUCCAAGAUUGUUAGUGAUAGCCAAGGCCUGGGCACUUUUAAAGUUAAAAGUUUCUUUAACUGUAAUACCAAGGGCCUUGUAUACCUGCUUCAGUGCACUUGUGGACAAAAAUAUGUGGGGAAAACUUUUAGAGCAUUUAAAGAUAGAAUCACGGAACAUGUGAGAUCCCCUAAGAAUCGUCUUGAGACACCUAUAUCCAGACAUCUUAAAGAAUUUCACCAUGGGGACCCUAAUAAUCUCAAAUUCUGUGGAUUGGAAUUGGUAAAAAGGACCCCUAGACGUGGGGAUUUUGACAAAAUACUGAGACAGAGGGAAUCUAGAUGGAUAUAUGAACUCAAAACACUCCAACCCUUGGGUCUGAACGAGGGCUUCUCUUUUGCCCCCUUUAUAUAAACAUAUGACUCAUUGGGUUAUAUAUAUCCCAUCUCCUUUUUCCCAUAUCUAUUAUUACCAGCCUUGCCGAAAGUUUUGAAAGUUUUUACUCUUAUCACUUUUUUUGUCUAUAAUAUAUAUAUAUUAUUUUAUCUUCUACUAUGAUUAAUAGGAUUAAGUUUUUUCGUCUUUUUUAUUUUAUUUUUCUCCCUCCCCCCUAUCCUUACUAAACUCCUGUAUAGAUGUGGACAUCUCUCUUUUAAUUAUGCGCACUGACGAUCAUAAGAGACCACUGACUUCGAGUUUGGCACGCAUGCGCAAAUAUGCAUGUACUAUGUGGCGGGACUGUUCACUUUGUGCGCUGUUCUGUCCUUGUACCGAAGUUUUGACAUGCGCACUGACGACCACAAGAGACCACCCACUUUGAGUUUGGCGCGCGUGCACAGACGCUUUGUACGCUGUUCUGUUCCUGCACUGAUAUUUUGACAUGCGCACUGAUGGCCAUAAGAGACCAUCUAUUCUAAGUUUGGUGCGCAUGCGCGGACUCUUUGGCGGGACAUGCGUAAUAAUCAAUCCCGCUAAGCAAGGGGAUUGGAUGAUACCACCUGAUGGGAGGUCAGUAGGGGUUAUUUAAACGGGGGAAAAGGGGACCCAAUUUGAUAUACUUGAUUUCGCUCUUGAGAAAGGCGGUUUACCCGCCGAAACGCGCGUCGGGCUUUUUUCUCCGAUGUUAUUUUUAAUUUUGUUAUACCUUUAGUGUACUCCCUUUUUUUUGACAGAGUGUUGCAGUGACUUUGGGGUUGAUUUAUUUAAUACGCUGGGGCGAUUACUUAAUAUGGAGUUACUGUGAGGUUUAUCUAUCUAGCUUCUACUCUAUCUGGAGCUACUCUACAUUUAUAUCCAUUCCGACUUUAUAUUCCUCUCUCCGUUCAUAUUAUCUCCCCUAUCCUUUCGAUUUCCAAUACAAGUGUAUUAUUCUGCACUCUCUGAUUUUCUGCAGGGCAUAAUAUAAUAUAUAUUGUUUAGAUCACUUUUAGCAUCAACUCUUUUUGAGUUUUGAUUGCUAUUGAAAUAGUGUUUACACAUAUUAUAUAUACUGUAACCCUGCAGUCAAUAGGUAGCAUUUUGCUAUUCAUAUGAGUCCUUAGGUAUUUUGUUUUUUUUUGUCAGAUGUAUAACCUUUAGGGAACUCUUUUCUAACAGUUUGUUGAUUGGUUAAUUAUGAUGGGGCGUUCACAUGAUAUGGAGACAUUGUGAGACUGAUUUAUUCAGUCUUGGGGUUCAUUUGGAACCAUUCUGUUUCUUUCUCCACUUAUAGGCCCCCUCCAACCUUUUUUCACACAAGUCUAUUUAACCUGCCAUCUUUAACAUGUAUCCAAAGCAUCAUCUGUAGCAUUAACUCUUUUUUUAGCUUAAAUUGCUACAUGCAAUAGUGAUUGAUACAUGCUGUCCCCACUGUAGUCUUACAGUUUAAUAGGCAUAACUACUGUUAUACGUACGAGUUCCUAAGUUCUUUUCUGAUUUAGAUUUUUUUUUUGAUGUUAAGUCACUAUUCUUAAUAAAAUUUAUUUAUUUUUCUUAGACGCCCUAUUUUUGGGUGGCAUUGAAGGUGAGCAGCCCGGUUUGCUACGGGGCGGCCGUUCCUUCAUUUUUUUGUAUAUAUAUAUAUAUAUAUAUAUAUAUAUAUAUAUAUAUAUAUAUAGAAAACCUCUGCACUCCAACUAUAUCAAAACAAAAGAUACCUGGUGCUCUGGUGGCUGAACCAUAAGAGAAGGAAAAAAACGGCACUCAAGGAUUUCCAUAUAUUUAAAUCUACAUUUAUUGCGAAGAAUAAAUCAAUAUAUAUAUAUAUAUAUAUAUAUAUAUAUAUAUAGAUAUAGAUAUAUAUACAUAUAUAUAUCUAUAUAUAUAUAUAUACAGUGGGACCUCGGUUUACGAAAUUAAUGCGUUCUCACGGACGUUUCUUAUUGCGAAAAAUGUGUAAACCGAAACGCGGUUCCCUAUAGGAAUGCAUUGAAAACCAAUUAAUCCAUUCUGGAGGUCAGAAAAAAGUCAAAAUGAGCUGGCAUGGAAACCAACCCACAAUGCAGAACACACAGUAAAAGGCAUGCAAAUGACGAAGCUCAGUUAAAGGCAUGCAAAUGACGAAGCUCAGUUCCCUACCUUUCCACAGUUUGAGAAAUGCACCAAAAAGUCCCAAAACAACUGCAAACAAUUUCCAGAAUGUCUCCAAAACGCGAUGCAAAAGCCGCUCCAACACCUCCAUACUCGAAGCCACGUGCUACCCACAGGAUCCAGCAUGCGGGGGUGGUGCUAUAAACCUCCCAAUAGCAAUGCAUCCUGGGGAAACUUGCUUUGUAUUGCAAAAAAAUUUUGUAAACCGAGGCAUUAUUUUCAAUGGAUUUUUAUUUGUAAACCGAAAAUUAUGUUAACCGAGGCGUUUGUAAACCGAGGUCCCACUGUAGUGAUUUGUAAUCAGAAUUGGCACUAUUUAUGUCUUUGUUUUUCUUUAGGGCAAUGAUGAUGACCGCAUGUGAUUUAUCAGCCAUUGCCAAACCCUGGGAAAUACAAAGUAAGGUAUGGAGAACAAAUAAUCAUGUACAAUAACAACCGCAUGCAUAACGUUAUUACAAACACAACAUGACUAUAAAAUACAGCAUAAAAAAACUUUCAUAGUCAUUGUGUAUCUAGUGAUUGAUGAGAUUUUUUUGGAAAAAUUCUGGUCAAGGAACCUAUAAUGUAAGUUCAUGGACACUGAAAUGUUAUAAAUAUGUGUCAACUGAAUGCACGCAUGUCCAAAAGGUCAACAGUACUUCAAAAUGUUCCAUGUGUCUGAGUGCAGACUACUUACUAGGAAAUGUAUUUUCAAUGUAAUUUACACGGUUUUCCAGAGGGUCAAUUCUAUUUAUACACCAGGAAACUGACCAAUAGUUUCAUAGACCUGCAAGUGUAAGUAGAGCAAUAUGGUGGAAAUGUCACUGAAUGUUAACAUUUGCAUUGCUAUCGCUACAGCAGUGACAAAGAGAUAAACCAGACUCAGUACCUCAUACCGUUUCAAUGUCAGGUUUAUUUCUGUCUUCAUUAGGAUGUGAAAGACAUUUAUCCUAGAUUUAAAGUGUUACAAGUUAACACCAGGCAAAGGUUUUGCUGAAUAGCAAAUAUUGAAUAUGGUGUAACGUUUGUUAGAUAAGUAAUCAUAAAACCGUAUGCUGCUUUUAACAAUACAAAAUACAUGGAUUAAAAGUGUGUCUAAAUCUUGAAGUGGAGAUAAACGUGGUAGUGGGAUACUCGUGGUAAGGGGUGCUUUGGCUUAAACAUUCCAAAGGAUUGUCGUUCACUUAAUUUUUCACAAUAGAGUUCUUGAAUAUCACAGAGGUGUGUUUCAGGCCAUUAUAUUGUUCAACAAAGGUGUGUAACUAGGAACCGCUGGGCCGUGGUACAAUUAUUAAAGAAGGGCCCUCCUUGAUGCUCAUCCUCUCUCACCUUGCUGUUUAUUCUCGCACUUACCUAAGGAAUACACCUGGGUGGGAUAGCUGUGUGUGAUUGAGCAGUGAUUGCCUGGGUGUGGCUGGUGUUUACCAGAGUGUAUUAUGUAUGUGUGUAAUUGGAUGAGUGCAAUUGUAUGGGGCUAGCUGAGUAUGAUUGUGUGUGUGGUUGUCUGAGAGGGAGACUGGCAUACAGAAAAAAAAGGAAUGUCAAAGAGAGCUAAAGGAGAGUCAGAGAGGGAGGGAGAGAUGCAGCGCCAAAAAAGACAGAGAGGGAAAUCUAAAGGGCAAUAUUAAAAAGAAGCAGCAUUCCAAAGUUGGAAAUGUAUGUAUAUAAAUAUUUUCACCGAAGGGUUUAUAGAAAAUUGUGAAAACUUGCAGUCAAUAUAAAGAAGCAAUCAACAUCUGACUGUACAGGUCUAUAAUUCAUGUCUUUUAUAAGGAAAACAAAACAAUGAAGUCAAACCAUGAUACAUAUUAUAGUAUAGCAUAGCAUACCCAAGUACAAUACUGGCAUAUAAAAGAACAAUGGCAAUUCAAUGGUCCACUGUCCGUGCUUUCCACCAAUCUUGUUAUUGCAUACAACUUACAAGUGGCCAAGAACUCCUGUCAAUGUAAGCAAAGUUCUAAUAAGAACAGGCAGGAUUUAUAUUGGGAGGAUGAUGGAAUUGGUCAUGCUACAGACGCUCCAAAAGAGUUUAAACUGUUUAACUAAAACAUUUCCAGGCAAAUUUGGUUGGUUCUAAGUCGACUGACUACAGACGUUGACUGCACAUUCUGCGAACUAAGUUCCACUAAGAUGAAAUGUCUUGUGAACUAGUUCCAAAGAGUCCUAAAACUUGUUUAGGAUUACAUAUCAGUUAGACCAAAGUCUUAAACUCAGCAAGGUCCAAUAUAACUGACAAUUCUAAGGAUGUAAGGAGAGACAGUGGAAGGGAGGGAAGAUGAAAGGCAAUGAGGAGACCAAAGAUAAACAGAAAAUGAGUGCAAUAGAGACAGAGAGGUAGGAAGCUUGUUGUAAGCUCUUCUGCACUAUCCAAUAGCUUCCUGAGGACUGAGAAGGGCAAUUUUGGCAAUUUUGGACAGAACUCAAUACCUACACCAAGGAUGAUGUGAGAGCAAGUCAAAGUUUUCUGACAUGACAGCCUGAUGUGCCUCCGCAGUGCACACUAAGAAGGAGGAUUGCAGGGUCAUCUGAUGUCAUUUAAUUCUUAUUUAGUAUAUUGUCCUAUUGGUGAUAUGCUACAUAACAAUUUUGCAAGGAAGGGCCACUACCUGGUAUGGGUCCCCAUUGAAAGGCAGUACCCCAGGGUCCAGUCGCAAUAGCGACUCUGGUGUUCCACCACUUGGCAGGUCAGCUAGGUUUCAUGCAAAUAAUUGACCUUGCUGUAAACCUCGUAAGAGUCACAAACUAGACACACUACUUACUUAACAGGCAUUCCUCCUACAAAGGUCUAUAUAGUAAGAGAAUUAAGACCUAUAUACUGAAAAAUUGGGUUUAAUUAGAUGAGUCCAUACUCUUUAAAAAACAAACAAACAGAUAAUCAUGAAAAAAAUGGUUUCAAACCUUUAUUCAUUAAAAUAUUCCCUUACUGUUUAUUAGUUUGUGUGUGUGUGUGUGUACAAGACAUAUUUCUUUUACGAACAUAAUCAGAGGAAUUGCCAUACAAGAAACACGUUAGCAUCUCCCUUCAUUGUGCCCCUUCUGGCACAUUAUUUCCAAAUAUGUAUUUUUUUUUAAUUCAUUGGAUGGAAUAUACUUAAAUUCUGAAAGCAGGACCCGGCACUGGUGAUAUAUUUUAUUUUCUGAAAUAACACACAAACUAUUUUAAUUGUCAGGUGGCUCUUCUGGUUGCUGCUGAGUUUUGGGAGCAGGGUGACCUGGAAAGGACUGUAUUGCAGCAAAACCCCAUUGUAAGUAUACACUAUUUUUUUAUAUUCCAUCAACAUCUUACAGAAUAAACUCUCAUAAGAGUUCUUGUAUUUCAGUAUUACAAAGAAGAUCAACAUUUUUGAAAAUAUAAAAUAUAAAAAAAACAUGAUGUGUUUAAAGGCUUUGUACAUCCCUAAUUUUUACUCUUUAAGUUAGGGAUGAAAAACUAUAAAUCACAAAAUCUUAAUUGUCUAGUCAUGUUGGUUUUAUCCUUUUAUAGCCAAUGAUGGACAGGAACAAAGCAGAAGAACUUCCAAAGCUUCAGUGUGGUUUUAUCGAUUUUGUCUGCACAUUUGUAUACAAGGUAUGUUCUUCUUAUUAUAGGAGUAAUAUUCUGUUAACUUUGCUAUUAAGUUUUAAAAUGGUGAUAACUUUUUUGUUUGAACAUUUUCAACUCCGUAUUUUAAUGUACCAAAAUAAUAUUUUACAUUAAACAAACACAGUAAAAUCAACAUUUUCAUUUCAAAGGGAUAUUUAUGAAGCUUGAUAAAGCUUAAUGUGAGGGAUAAAACAUUGCGUUUGUGAACCAGUAAAUCUAUAUUGCUGAUCAUUUGAUAAAAUGUGUGUUAGACUCAUCUAUUGGUUUGAAUCGUAUUGGUUUGGUUAAAACAUAGUCACUUGUACCCACUUAACACCUGUUAUAGUUUUAUUUUUUGCUUGUUUGUAUUGGAUGAGUGUCUCCCUAAGUCAAAAUGUUAGUCCAGACAUUGGCACCUUUCUCAUUGUGUUAUUCACUUCAUCUCAAGGAAAAGGCCAAAACGAUUGUUUGAGUUAACAGAUUUAUGUUAACAAAGAGAAUGUGUCAACAUUUUGGUACCGGACUAUCGCUUAGGGUGGGAUCAUUCUGAAAUGUAAAUGUUAUAAAUUCUCUGUGUAAUGGCAUAUACAAACAACACUUGUAUAAGACGAGCUGGGACCAGUUGAAGGGCAGGCUAUUGAGCUAUAUCACAAUAUAUAUAUGUAUAUCAUAUAUCAAAAUACCCAAUGCUAUUUUAAAAAGGUUUGCUGACUUGAAUACUUGCCUGUACAAAUCUGUCUUAAAUCUUUCCCAUUGCCCUUCACUGAUCCGAACAUUAUAUAAGCACAUGGAGGAUUAUCUGUAUGUUGGCUGAAGCUAAAACUCUUUGGGGAUUAUUUACGCAACUGGCCAUCAUGGAGGGUUCAGAAGGGAAUUGCACAGAUGAAUAAAGAAAAGCUAGAAAGAGCUAAAGAUGUAGGGUGUUCCCAGUCCAGCUAUCUUGGUUAAAAAUUUGCAAUUCUUUUCUCAACUCUCCACAAUCCCUACUUUACCUAGCACACUUGUUUAAAGGACAACUGUCUCCUCUAAACAAUGUUAUAAACAUAAUAAUGCUUUCAUCAAGUUUUUUUUUUUUUUUAAAUGAAGUAUAUGUAAAAAAAAAAAAAAAAAAAAAUUGAAAACCCAUCCUUACCUUUAGACAGGAUUCCUGGAGCUGCUUUGGGUCAAACAGUGUUUGAAAACUGACAGUCUUUAUAGUCUUGCCUGCUUCUAUGCAUAGAGUGAAGCAGGGAAUAUCAUGGAGACCAAAGGUGUAUACAUAUGACUGAAGGAUCAUGUCAUAUUCUAAAGGAAGGGAUGGGUUUUUCUUAUUUUAUUAGGUGUACUUCAUUAAAAAAAACUUUCAUAACUUGAUAUUAUAUAAAAAAAAAAUUUGAGGUGACAGUUGUCCUUUAACAUUGUACCAUCUAGUGACAGAAGUCAGAUUCUCAAAUGCAUUGUAACCAUUUGUUAAUUGAUAUGAUGUUUUUUACAAUUACAUAUUUUCAUGCAGAAGGGGUCCGUGACAAUAUAUCGAACUUAAAAUACCACUUAAGUCAUCCAGGCUGCUUCAUCUGAUGGAGUGACCUGAGUGCAGUGGUUCCAUAGAUUUUUUUUAGAAACUACAAUGUUUAGAUCGCAGAGUUAAACACACCUCCAGUGGCUGUCUUCCUGACAGCCAUUAAAAGUGCUUACUGAUGCAAUAACUAAGUAGAACUCAGUCAUGUGACUGCAAUCCUGUAGGAAAGUAUUGGUUCAAUAUUUUCCUAUGCGGAAAUUUGAUGCACGUGCGAAGCAUGGGAUUGGGCUGACUACAGAGGAGGACAUGUCUUUUACAUGAUGCUGUGGGAAGAGAAAAGGUAAGCAGCACUGAGGGAGCCUUGGCAUUGGAAAAAGUGAAGUGAAACAUCUAAUUUGAAACCUUUUUUAAGACCAGACCAAGGGACAAGAACACUUAAAGGAACACUAUAGGAUCAGGAACCAGGGCUGGACUGGGGAUACAAAGCAGACCUGGAAAAAAAAAUCUAUGCCAGCCCCAUAAGUGAUUGCGCCAUAUAUUGUCGCAUGUAAUAUGUAAGGCUAUGUCUUGCCACCACAGAUGAUUGAGUAAUAUUGCUUUUUCUAAUAUAAAAUAUUGGUCCUUUCAGAGUAAAACAUUUAAUUAUACAGUAAGCAUACUCACAUGCAGACACAGACAAUCUCACUGACACAUACAAGCUCAUUGAUACACAGCCUCAUAGACAAACAAUCUCACUGAUAUACAUAAGCUCAUUGACAUAAAAACACAAGCUCACUCACUAGCAGGCACACAGGCUUUUCAAUGUAAACACUGACUUUUCAGAGAAAAGACAGUGUUUACAUUGCUUCCUAGUGACACCUCUAGUGACAGACACUCAGACAGUCACUAGAGGCGCUUCCUGUGUCAGUGCGGAUUGGCUGAGAUCAUCAAGCUUGAUGAUCUCAGUCAUAGAGGCAGGGCCAGUUGAGGGGAGACCAGCACGACAUUGGGGGAAGAAAAAAAAAGGUAAGUAAAAACACUAUUUAAAAAAAGGUGAGUAAAAACACUAUUUUUAAAAACACGCACAGACACCAUGACAGACACACACACACACCAUGACACAUACAUAUACCAUGGCAGAAACACACACACACCAAGACAGACACACACACCAUGACAGACACACACCCACCAUGACACAGACAGACACACACACGCCAUGAUACAGACACACCGUGACACAGACACACACACACCAUGACACAGACACACAUUACAUGACACAGACAGACACACACACCAUGACACAGACAGACACACACACCAUGACAGACAGACACACACACACCAUGACACAGACAGACACACACACCAUGAUACAGACACACCGUGACAGACACACACACACUGUGACACAGACAGACACACAUUACAUGACACAGACAGACACAGACAAACACACACACACACCAUGACACAGACACACACACACACACACCAUGACACAGACAGACAGACACACACACAUACACACACCAUUAAACAGACAGACACACACACACACACACACCAUGACACAGACAGAUACACACACACACACCAUGACACAUACACUCCCACUGACAGACUGACAUACAUACUUGGUGCAGCAUGCAGGGAGGUCUAAUGGCGGCCGCAGGGAGAGCUUGGAUGGCGGCCGCAAGGGUUGCUAGCUGUUCUGUCUCUGCUCACCAGCGCGCAGCUUAAUGAGACCGGGGCUGGAAUAUGACGUCAUAUUCCGGCCCCGGUCUAAUUAAGUAGCACGCGAGGGCGGAGGAGCAGAGACAGAACAGCCAGCUCCCCCUGCGGCCGCAGAUCACCCAAAUGUCUCCCCGGCCCCAGGUGCCGACGGCCCACCGGGAAUUGUAUUCCUGACACUGUAGUGUUAAAUACUAUUACCUACCCCUGGUCCCCAUUUUCCCUAAAUAUAGUAAAGUCUUAUUGCUGCUGGCACUGCCCUUGAUCUGCUUGAUUGGCUGAUAUCAUCAGUAGUGUUGUUCUAAGCCAAUCAAUGGAUUGGCUGAGACUGUCAAGGAGGCAGAUCAGGGGCAGAGCCAGCACAAGUGAAAUACAGCCCUGGCCAAUCUGCAUCUCCUUUAAUCAAUGCAUAUCUAUGAGGAAAGUUCAGGGUCUCCAUGCAGAGGGUGGAGACACUGAAUGUCAGUCGCACUGUGCAGCACGGCCCCAGGAUGCACCCCUAGCAGCCAUCUGAGGAGUGGCCAGUGGAGGUAUCCCUAGGCUGUGAUGUAAACACAGCAUUUUCUCUGAAAAGACAGUGUUUACUGCAGAAAAAGCUUGAAGGGAAUGAUUCUACUCACCAGAACAAAUACAAUAAGCUGUAGUUCUUCUGAUGUCUAUAGUGUCCCUCUAAGCAUUAAGAAUACACACUUGUGUUGAUAACGCAAUAGUGUUUCUUUAUGUUUUGUGUGUCGCAUCAGCCUUUAACUUUAAAUAACUCUAACCAUUAAAUGUACACUUCAUACAUAACCAUAUCUGUUAACAAAUCAUGGUAACUAGGCAUAAAAAUCUAGUUUUCGUUUGGAAUGUUAAUCAUGAAGUUUCCUAUUUUCAUUAGAGGUGCUAUCACAAGGUACACCAAUCAGCCACAACAAUAAAACCACUGACAAGUGAAGUUAAUAACAUUGAUUAUAUGAAUACAUUCAGUGUAUUGUAGUUUGCUGUUUAGCUGCAGACCAGUCAGAGUGCCCAUGAUGACCCCUGUCCAUCGCCAAAAGUACCUUCAAUGGGGGCCAUGGACUUGACCAUGGAACAAUGAAAGAAGGUUACCUGAUCUGAUGAAACUUGUUUUCUUUUAGAUCAGGUUAAUGGCCAUGUGUGUUAAUUUUGGAAAGAGAUGACGGCACUUUGAGAAGAAGGCAGGCCAGCGGAAGCAAUGUUAUGCUCUGGACAAUGUUUUGCUGAGCAACCUUGGGUCAUGGAAUUCCUGUGAAUGUUAUUUUGACCACCUAUCUAGUGAUUGUUUCAGACCAUGUACAAUCCCUGUAUGGCAAUGGUGUUCCCAGAUAUUGGUGGCCUCUUUCAGCAGGAUAAUGCACCCUGCUACACUGCAAAAGUUGUUCAGGAAAGAUUUGAGGAAUAUGACAAAGAAUUCAAAGUGUUACCUUUGUCUCAAAAUUUCUCAGAUCCCGGUAUGAUUGAGUAUCUAUGGCAUGUGUUGGAACAACAAUUCCGUUUCAAGGAGGUCCCACCUCACAACUUGCUGGACUUAAGUGACCUGCUGCUAAUGUCUUGGUGCCAGAUACAACAGGACACAUUCAGAGGUCUUGUUGAGCCCGUGCCUCGAUGCAUUACAGCUGCUUUGGAAGCAUGAGGGGGACCUACAUUGUAUUAGUCAGGUGGUUUUAAUGUGGCUGAUCAGUGUAUAGUAAACAUACAAUAAUGAUACCGGAAAUCUGAAAUAUUCUAAGAAGGGGUACUACUAACCAGAGCCAUAUUCGUGUAAAACAACAAUUGGUUGUUAAAGAAUAUCAGUCAAUUCCAAAUUUGUUAAGCACUAUAUACAGUACAUAUGCUACAAACAAUUUUUUAACAGUACUCUUUUGCCACACUGCAUUAUCAAGCCUAGUAUUUGUAGUCUACUUCCAAUACAGAAGAAAUUGGGAAUACCUAGGAAAAAAAAAACAUUGUUUCCACAUAUAACGUCUUCACUUUUUUUUUAUUUGGCCCAGGAGUUCUCACGAUUUCAUCCAGAGAUCCAGCCAAUGUAUGACAGGAUUUUAAAUAACAAGAAAGAAUGGAAAGCUUUGGCCGAUGAGUAUGAAGCAAAAAUGAAAGCUUUGGAGGAGGAGAGGCAAAAGAAAGAGGGUAUUCAGCCACAAAAAGCAGGUAAGGAAAGGCAUAUUUCAUCUCCCUGUGCAUAUUAUUUGUUACGCUGGAAUAGUAAAUGUGCUCUCAUAUUUAAAAGAAGAAAAACUACCACAACAAGAGGACAUAGUCUUAAAUUAGAGGGGCAAAGGUUUAAAAAUAAUAUCAGGAAGUAUUACUUUACUGAGAGGGUAGUGGAUGCAUGGAAUAGCCUUCCAGCUGAAGGGGUAGAGGUUAAUACAGUGAAGGAGUUUAAGCAUGCGUGGGAUAAACAUAAGGCUAUCUUAGAUAUAAGAAACUAAUGAAAGUUUUUUUAGAAAAUUGGGCAGACUAGAUGGAUUCUUAUCUGCCGUCACAUUCUAUGUUUCUCAUAUUGGAGAGGUCCUGUUGUUAUAGGUCUUUCAGUUCCAUUCUCUAUGUUUUGUUUCUUAGUUUGCUUGUUUGUUUUUGUCAAUCCGUUUUGACGAUUUUGAACAAAAACUGGGCACUCCCUCGCAGCCCUCUUUUCAGGAAUGCCUCUAAUUUUCAUAUUUUUCCAUCAUCCCAUGGCUUACUAUUCUACCAACUUUUGUGUCAGUUUGAUCAUGUAGCAACUGUAAUUGUGUAGUAGUAAUUGAGGCAAUUUGUGCCUGUAUAAGAGAUCUCUCCAGCACAGUCUUUGCUCUAUACAAUGUACAUUCCUUCUCAGACUACAGAUAGAAUGGAAUGUCAUAGGGAACAAAUAUUCUUAACGAAGACUUUGACGUCACAUUUUAUGCUUGGUGUUUCACAUUUCUCAAAAAAGGAUGUGUGGUGUAGAUCUCUUUUGCAAUGAAUGUUGUUGUUCACAUCCAGCAAGAGUUUCCCUGAGAUAGAAGGCUGCCAUUUUAGAAGCACCUCUAGGCUGUUGAAUUUCUAAUAAUUCUAGAACUAGUCCUGGGGUAGAUCCACAUUUCUUGGAUUACUUCCCCAUCAAUAAAAGUAUAGUAAGUAAUGAAAUAUAGCAGGCUCAAGUUUUCUUGAAAGGGAAGAAUCAGUAUUAAGAUAGAUUUUACGGACUAUUAAUUUGACCAUUAAUUUCCCAUUUUAUUAGAUGAUAACUGUUAUAUUUAAGUCUUUUUUUUUUUUUUGUUAUGUCCAAAAUUCCUUAAUGCAUCACUAAUAUAUUUCCCCUCUAUUUUUUUUUUUUUUUUUUUUUUAGGUCCAGCUGUUACAGGAAAAGAAAAUGGUGGAAAUGUCCCAGUGGGUGAACCAGCAACGCAGUCAAAAAGUUGUUCUAUCUUAUAAGACUGUAAAUAUUUAUUUUUUGCUCAAUAGGGUAUUGAUAACAAUUAUACGGUACUCAUCUAGAACGGUACUGUGAUUUGUUAUGACUAAAUCAUUUUGCAUUACAUGUAAAACACUUUAAAAUUCAUAAUUACAACCAAAUAUCCGAUAAUGGCCUGGAUUUUAUAUUUUUUGGUAUGUUUUUCAAAUGAUUCAAAUCUGUUAAAGAAACUCUCCUUGGACUUUAUGGGUGACUUCUUUAGAUAAAUCAUUUGGAAAGUUUUCCAACAGAUUCUUGUCAUUUGAAAAGCCUAUUAAAAAAUGUUAAACUGAGGUCAAUAUAUAUUUUAUAGAAUAAUGUGUAUAUAACAUGAUUUAAUAUUCAGAGGUAUAAUUACCAGACUGUUAACAACUGGGCUCAACUGAUUAAAGAGGCAAUAUGCUAAUAAGCCUUCCCCUUCUGAGUCCGGGCUUAUCCCAGAAUCCUUUUUCUCCACAUGCUCCCGACCAUAGGAGUGCAGCAUGUAUCAUUCACAUGCCAUCAGCUGGCCUCUGUCUUUUUCAAAAAGUUAACAUUCCAUUAAAUAUUAUACAUUAAAAGACGGGGGCUAGCAUAAUAUGUUUGAACUGGCCUGCAACAACAGCUGAUUAUGCCUUGGCUCAUGUAUUUCAUUUGUUUGAUGACAUGGCAUUUUGAGUAUCUUUCCAGGCUACUAUACGGUGAAGUAUUUUUAGACUGUAGGUAAACCAGCCACCUGUAUGUUGGAUUUUCCUAUUACCAGUGUUAGCAUGUCACAUGCUUGUUAAUGCCUAGGCUAUUGCUAAGCUCACAAUUACUCAUAACUGGAUGAGAAACUAUUAUACAAAAGCUGUGAUGAUAAAGAGCUGGUCCGGUUAUUCCACUUGACUUAAUUGGUGGGCUUGUUAGGGGAUCGGAAUGUCCAGAAUAUUGCUGUUGCAGUGUUUGUUAUAAUUCUACUAUGAUUUUAUAAUCCUAUAAAUGUACUUAGAUGGUAAGUGCUUCCCAUUCCAAAGUAUGUAUAUUUUUUACUUUUUUCUGGCAAUAAUCUUCUAACUAAAGCUAAAUAAGGACAUAUUUUAUUUGUGUGGAUUGAGUGGGACUGUGGUGGAAUGUUCAACGAGGUUUGUUUUUGUUGUUUUAGUUCAUCAGGAUAACAUACCUAAAAUUUUACAAGGGUAAAUAAAUGGUCACUUCACUAGAGCCUUCAAUCACAGUAAUGUUUUGACCAAUUCGAAUGGCCGUGGCCAUAACUUAUUGGAAAUCUUGCUGUGAUUUGAGGCACCUAUAAAGUAUUAUUAAGCACCUUAGGGAUGAGCCAUGGAUUAUCUAUUUUCUCUGCAUUUAUUGUCAUUAUCUCAAGACUGCCGUCAUUGCACCCUUUUAGUGACAUAGAAACAUAGAAACAUAGAAACAUAGAAUGUGACGGCAGAUAAGAACCAUUCGGCCCAUCUAGUCUGCCCAAUUUUCUAAAAACUUUCAUUAGUCCCUAGCCUUAUCUUAUAGUUAGGAUAGCCUUAUGCCUAUCCCAUGCAUGCUUAAACUCCUUUACUGUGUUAACCUCUACCACUUCAGCUGGAUAACAUGUAUCUGAAGUAAAAUCAGAUCACAGGAUAGCGAGACUAGAAGGACCAGGAAGCCAAAGGGUUUCGUUAAACCCGCAUGAUGAUAUUUAUGCUUCUGAUACCUAAGAUGCAAAUCAGUCCCCAUGUUAGAAAUACAUCGUUUGCUACAGCUAUAUACAUAGCUACAGUUAAAAACAUGCAGACUAGCUACCUAUUCUCUAUGGUUAAUUCUGACAUGUAAAGACAAAAGAAAUGCAACAAGAAAAUGUCAGAAAAUUAUGAUUAUUUUUUUUUACAUCAUGGUAAUCUCUAAAUAAAACUGUGUAAUUAAAAUGUGCAGUUAUUUCCCUUUGUGUAUAUUUUAAAUAAACCUUUUGUGUUUUUGUUGGUUUAGUUGGUGAAACAAUAUACUUGUGAGUCAUAUCUCUGGCAGCUUUUACUAGCCUGACUUCAAAAGUCCUCAAGCACUUGGCUGAGAUUAAUGAGAGAUGUACGAAUCCACACAUAGAAGGUAGUAACCUUCUAUGUGUGGAUUCGUACAUCUCUCAUUGCCCACAUCAGUUUGUUUUUAAAACAUUUAAACGGCCUUCUCUGUCAGGUUAAUAAAGGUGAUUUAUUUACUUUUUCUCCUUCACCCCACCGGUCUCCAUGCUCAAGCUCUACUUCUUUGGUUGAGAUCAUCAAUGUUGAUUAUCUCAGCCAAUCCAAUGCUUUCCAAUAGGGAAGCAUUGGGAGUCUAGUGCGAAUGCAUGGCAAAACACUGCCCUGCACCAAACAGAUUGUCUGCUACGACCAUCUAACUGAAAUAACAGAAUUUUUCAUUACGAAGAAGUGUUCUGGUUGCCUAUAGUAUUCCUUUAAAUGUUUAUUUUAACUAUUUCAUUAUGCAGAGAUUGUGGUGUAAUGGGUUCUGUGCCGGUCAAAGAACAUAUUGCUACAUGAAGUACUGUAGAUACACAUUACAUAAAAUAAUGUAACCUGAAGCUGCAAUGUGCAACAUGUUAUCUAUGCAAUGCAACUAUACUCUUUUUUGAGGUAUCAUUAAAUAAAGCAUAUAAUGUAAGCAAACAUUACAGGGCAUUUUAUCAGUUCUGUUUACUUUAUGAUAAAUAUCUCUUAAAAUAAUUAUCUAAGAAUAUGAAUGCAUAUAUAUAUAUAUAUAUAUAUAUAUUAGUAUGCAUGUGAGUGUGUGUAUAUGUGUGUGUGCACUUUUAUAUGUAGGUGUACAGUAUAUUGUCAUGCAAAGGGCAAGCAUAUCUAAGAAAAUUUACAAAUGUAUAGUGUAAUGAUAGAAUUAGGCCAAGUGGUAUCUGUAAUAUGUCCCAAGUUCUUUUGAUUGUAUGAUGCCAACACUUGUUCAGCAUGUAUCGCUUAUAAUCUGGAGCAAAAUUGAGAAUUUUAGGAAUGAUUUAUUAAAUGCACAGUAAACUCCAAGAUAACAGAGCUGUGAUAAAGCAUAAUCUGAAAACAAUGAACAUUCUAUUUUAUAAUGUUUUGACAUAACAUUUGGUACUUGACAUCAAUAUGAACUAACUACAUAACUAAAUUUGGCAUUGAGCAUGAAGCACACAUUGUAUCACUCAUGGCUAUUCUGCUGAAGUUUAAGCACAGUACAAUUUGUCAGUUGCAUUGACUUGUCCUAUGUAUUUAUAAUAGAAAGCUAGAUUUUGCCCUCAUUGUUACAAUUUUGUUUCUUUUUCUAACAAAUUAAAAUGCACAUUUUAAAGUUGAACCACACCAGGAAACGUGUCUUGAUUGUCUUUCUGUCUGUUUCAUUAAGUUAAUUAUUUUGCCCAAGUCAGCAAGGGAGGGAAAACUCAACAUUUAAAGUAAUAUACAUGCAUACAGAAAAGGAAACAUACAAGCAAAUAUGUACAUUUUUUUUUCAGAAAUCUAUAGUGAACACUACCAAAGUAAGGUCUUUAAUUCUGACCGGUUUUACUAAUCGCAAUCCUUUCAGUGGAGUUUACUUAACAUGUUCGCUUGGCUGUUACUAGAAAAUUGAGGAAGUAAAUAAGCUGUUGAUGAUGUUUAUAGCACAUUGCAGGAGGAUCUUCAGAUUCUUGGAAUACAUCCCCAUUAUGACUUUACGGAAUGCUCUAGAAGCGGUUGUUACAGCUGUUAUUUUUCUCUUCCCCAUUCUCACUUUUGUUUUCUAAAAUUUGUAAUGGGCCAACUUUCAUUGUGCAACCUGUUACUCUCAUAAAUGCAUUUCCAGGUUUAAGUUAUUACUCUCUUUGUUAAAACACACAGGUGCAUUUACAUGUAGGAGUUUUAUUGGAGUAAUCCAAAAAGGACUUUAAAAGACUGUAGUGGAUGUUCUUUAAGGUAUAAAUGAGCUAAAAUGUGGUAAAGAUGUUGGUGGAAAAUAUCAAGACAAUUAAAUAGCUACUAAUAGUUACCAAAAAUAUAUUGUGAAGGAUUGGUUCCAUAAUGCAAUUAGUUUCAGGAUAAUUCAAUAAAAUUAUUGUCCUCUAAGUUUGGGAUUUUACUUAAGGAAUACCACUGACAUACUGUGUUUUAGCUGCAUUGUAUAUAACGCUGUAACAUUGAUUGAUAUGUCUGUUCAAUCAUAGCAGAUAUUGUUACAUGGAAAAUGUUUUUCAAAAAAUGCUAAUAAAAUAAUUCUGAUAAACACAA